AUGAGUGAGUUCAACUCCGAGGGCUCAGAAGAAGAGCAGUCUGAAGUCGAUGAACGGCUACAUGAACAGUCAAUGAACAGGCCUCCCAUUCAGCUCAUUUCCAGGUCCAAAGUGGACUCCCCUGGAGGAUCCCCCAAAGAUUCCCCUCGUGGGUCUCCUCGAAACUCCCCGCUGCUCUUCAGAAAACUGCUGAUGAACCGCAGCAUCAAUCUCCAGAGACGCCGCUUCACCCUGGCCCACACGCCCAGGUAGAGUCAGAAAUGCUGGGGCUUAGAUGACACAGAUGGUGGUGCUUUGUGCUGAAUUGAAAGACCUACUAUGGAAACUUUGGUUUGUGGAUGAGCCGCAGAUGAUAACUGUUUUUUUGUUUUGCACCUCUCUGAUUUGGCAAGUUUGGACUCAAAGCUUUUAAGAAAAUGCAAAAAUGCCAAACAGUCUUGACAAAUGCAAACAUUUUUGGUGGUAAUUUUUCCACGAGCGUUUAAACAGAGUAUUAUUCUUCCUAUAGACUUUCACUGAGGUCGAUUUUUGAGCACACACAAAUGAUCAAAACAAACACUUUCUUCUAUUCUUGCACGCAAUUUGUGAAAACAUGGACAUCCACUCGACUUAUUUUUGGUGGAGCAGCAGCCUCACUCAGUAGAAAAAUGUUUGCCCUGAAGCUUAUGUUAUGAAAUAAUUCUGACCACAAGAUGCUGAUGAACUGUGUUAGCUGUUGUUUGCAGGGGAAUUCUGCAUAUCAAAUCCUCCUGUCAGCUCAUACUGUUAAAAAGAUACUGCUUCUUUAUUCAGAUUAGCUGAUAUUUAAUUUGCAAAAAACUGAAAAAGCUGAAAUGCUUAUUUGAUUCACUCAUUACCUGAAGUAGGUUUUGCAGAAUACAGUAAAGGUAGAUCUACAAAAGUGCACGGUUUAGAUCAUGUUUAAUUUCCAUCAUCUCAGUAAACACACACACAGCUCCGAGUCAUUUCUGCUGGCAGUGGAUCAGCAGUUUGUUUUCCACGUCUUUGUCAAGCGAGAACUCAAUUCCUGCAAACACCCUUUUGAAAUGCAACAUGACAAGGUGGAUCUUGCUCUGCCAAAAAUAAAGUCGUAUAUCUUGCCUCUCUGUCUAUAAUGGUGGUUAUAACUCUUGUUUGAGUGCAGCUGCUUUGCAGGCAGACCGGCUUUAUUUUUAUGAGCAGUUAUUUCAUCAGACACGAGCCGCGAUGCCAAUGCAAAUCAAACAUUUACUCUGCUGACGAUGUCAAAGCAGGAGCCGUAGGAUCAAUUAAACCACACUUGACCUCUACUUCUCGAGAAGGGAAAAGUAAACAAGGCUUUACACUUGUGUGGAAAGAUAUACAAGCUGGUGGCUUGUUACACCAGGCGAAUGUUUCGUUUCAUGGUUGGUGUGCUUCUUCAGAAGAAGGAGACUGCCACGGAAAAUUGCAGAGUGCUGUAAAACCAAUUUUUAUGCACAUGCCUGCUAUCUCUUUGUCAGUGUUUGUCCUUUAAUCCUCAACAUACACAGACUCAAGCAGCAGGAACCGAGCAGUCCUGGGCUGUUACUGGGCGUCUACAACUCGUUGCAGUGAUGUUAGACGACAUCCACUUUGGUGAAAUAAAAUUAAAAGCCCGGGUGAAACUCGAGCUGGUGUCGUGAAGUGCUGCCGUACUUUUACUGGCAAUAAAUGUGUAUUAAACCCUCUUAAAGAAGCCAGUGAAGCCUUGAAGAAAACUCAGAGUGUUUACAAGUUCAUUCACCUUUCUAAACAUGUCGUCGGAGGAUCGUUUUGCCCCAGGCGUUUAGUGGUCUUGGAUUGGAGAUUGGCAGAGAUGUUUUUUCCAAGCUCUACUAAGACUGUUUCAUUAAUUUCUCUGGGUCUGUUGAAAAUCUAAAUAUUAGAGGGUAAGAAUCCAGUGGAGAGGAUUUCAAGGCUCAACCUGGAGAGUCAGAGGCUUGCAGUCUAGCACAGAUGUUCAACAUGUCAGAGCUUUUAUAUUACACAGAUCCCAGGUCAGGCCAUUAGAAGUGUCCCUCUGCAGGCUAUGUGCAGUGUCCCAUAAUGUCAGAGCUGAAAUAAAUGGAUAGAGAGGAGUUAUUGCAGGAUGGCUGGCAAGAAGAAGGAAUUAAACAAAGUGGGGGUCCUGUGGAAAAUAAAUGUCGCAGACAUCUCAAAUAUAGAACACACCCGCAAAGUUCUUUUCACUUAGUGUCGAGGGUGAUUUAGUGUUUUUUUCCACUCCAAAGACAGCACGUCAAAUAGAUUUCUUUGUGAGAAACAUUUAAUGAAAACGAAGUUUUUCAGACCAGUACUGUUAGGAACAGAAAGUUUGUUAAAAAUGUGUUUUUCAUAAAAGAUUUCAGAGUCUCUGUAAAAGUUAAGUAAGUAAAUUUAAUUCAUAUAGCACUUUUCAUAAAUAAAAUCACAAAGUGCUUUGCAACAAGGAUAAAAUGCAAUAAAAUACAGAGAUCACAACUCAAUACAUAUAACAGAGGCCCCACAACAUCAACAUCAGUUAAAAGCCUGUCUAAAAAGCCUGUCUUUCAGUGGACUCUAUGCUGCGGACUCUAAGGUCAAUGGUAGUGUAAAGACGAGGGGGAUUGGCCUGGAAAGAGCAGUUACUCUGGUCUUUGAGAAGAUAAACAAACUUUUACUCUAUUUGAUGCCGUCUUCAUUCCUUCUGUCAUUGUUCAGAUUUGUUCCUAAAAUAUAAUAAAGUUUACAAGAGCAACUGGCAUGUUGUAAGGAAGUAAGUAAAAUUGAUGUAAAGUUAAUGGGUGGUCCUGCAGAACAGAACCCCAACAGGGUAAGUACUAAGCAGGACACUAAAAUAACCAAAAUAAAAAAGAUUUCAUUUUGUAAAAUCUAAAAAGGAUUUAUCUUCAAUUAUUUCAACUGUUUUUUAUAUGAUGCAUCAGAUUCAACAUCAGACUCCGUUUGAUAUGAAUUCAUAUUGAGGUGAACAUUUGAAUUAGUGGUUGACAUGAAACAUUAACCUGUUUAUUUGUUAUUUGUAUGUACCUAAACAUUUUUGGCAGUGUUAGUUUAAGCAAACGUGACUUUAGAACAGAUAUUCAUGCUGACAUUUCUGUCCUCAUUCAGAUCUACUUCCUCUUGAGGCUUCGCAGUUGACACACAGUGGAACUUAAAUGAUGCAAAUGUCACAACUUUUAACAUGGUUGCAGUUCUCCCUGCUGCUUGCAGUUUAAGUCUCUUUGUAGAGAUGCAUUCAUCAGCUGUGUUGCCAUUAAGAGGAUUGUAGGACAGGAUAUUGGUCCACUUUUACCAAUUAGAGAUGGUCGGAGCUCUGGGGCUCCUCAGGCUGCUCUCACAUCUGUGUUCAGGGAAUGUUAUUGUUUCCCAACUCUCAAGACCAGCCUGAAGGAGAAACUCGUGUUUUUGCCACAGUGUCAACAGGCAAAGUUGAAAUGUUCCAGACUCCUUUCUAUGGAUUGAUUUAAUAUUCUCCUCUGUGUUGCUUUUGUUGUUGAGUUAGUGAUGUUAUAAGCAUAUUACCUGUUUUGUGUUGGGGUCUUGGUCACUGUGUUAGGACUUCGGUUAACUCACAAAACAAGACCCCUGAUGACAUAUAUAGUGACACUCAGACGCCAAAACCACGCUUCACGUUCAUGUUUAUGUACAUACCAUAUUGUAAGAGUACCUCAAGUUUGUAUUUUCCUGUAUGCUGCACAGUGUGACACAAUACUUAUUGAUUAAUAUGGGGAAAAAAAGGAGAGAUAGUGAGUGAUUUCAGUGUAAAAAGCAAAGUUUACUUUGGUAAAAAAUGACAGUUCCUGCAGAUUUCAAAGGUGAUUGAUAUUUCCUGAUUUGGUCUGUCGUUUUGUUCCUCUUUAUGAUGAGUUUGGACUUUUUAAAAUUCGUCUUAAUAAGCUUCAGAUUGGAAACCUAACUCGUGUUAGAGUUCAAGUAGUACUCAAGGAGUAGUUCAGAACUGUUUACCUUUGGGAUUUUCACAAUUAUAAGCAGCUGAAGCUUAUUGUUACAGUUCCUUUUUCUUCCACUAGAGGCUGCUGUGUUGUUAAAUGUAGUCAACAUACCAGAGGUAGUUGUCUUUUUUGUUUCUAUGAUGGAGUAGAAGGGAAAAAAUACCAUCCAUUAGCAGCUUUGAGGUAGGGAAACGUAUUGAAAAUGAACUUUAAAGGUUGCAGAAAUGCACUGAUGUGAGUUUCUUGAUAAAGUUACUGGCAUGUUCUGUACGUGUUUGUAAGCAGCUUUUUUUUUUCACUUAGUCAGAGGUACAUGAAACUUUUUAGAGUCAAGAGGAUGUGCUAACUUUCAAAAAAAAGUACCCAACAGACUCUACUUUAAGAGUCUGUUGGGUACUACUUUACAUUUCACUGCAAAUAUUUCAUGAACUGUAAGCCUGAAAAAGUUUGUUUAUCUCCUGUUGCAUUAGAAGACUUUUUUUUAAAAUCAAAAUGUAACAUUAAAGUAUAUCACAGCAACAAAAACAUCAUUUUAAAAGUUAAAAAGUACACUCGUGUACUCUGAAAUGCCUUCUCAUGAAGAGUUUACACCAUGUAAAUUGCUGUGUUUAUAUUACAUUCACCCAUUUGAAUCAGUGAACACCGAGGACUCAGAGGUCCAGCUUCAAUAUAAACCUCAUAUAAACCUCAUUUGUGUUGCAACAGAGACUUCCUGUUCACUCCUCUCUCUCACGUGAAGACAAAUGAGAUGUUUCCAUCCUCUGCUCAUUUUGAAUCCUCUGCUGUAUUUUCACAGUCAUGCACUUGAUGACAUCAAAUAUUUAUUUAACUGUGAGGAGGAUACCGUGCAAAUCAGAUGGAUUAGAUCAGGACAUGAGAGGUUAGAGGAGAAGUGCUGGAUAUUAAAAAGGAAAAUGGGAUCACCUUUUAAAAGAGCACACACACACACACACACACGCAGUAUUGAAGAAUUGAUUGAACGGUGAACUGUUGUUGCUGGCAUUGAGGCAUGACGGUUGCAUGAAAAAAGAGGAACUUUCUUUCUCUCACGUAGGAAAUAAUCUGCUGUUUUGUGUUUUUUCUACGUGUUCAAGUUUCCUCCUUGUGAACCAGCCUCUCACUCCACUUCUUUUUACUCUGGACAACUUUCUCUUAUAGUAACUUUCUUUGUCUGUACACUCUUUCUGUGCAGUCCGCUCUCUCUCUCUCUCUCUCUCUUUCUCUCUCUCUCUCUCUCUGCCUCUCUCUCAACCCCUCAACACCCCUCCCCUUCCCUCCCCCCUCUACAGUAUCUCUCACUCUCAGGGGAGAUAGUGUCGUUGUUUGUUGUUUUAAGCCCGAGUUUGGUCCCACCACUCUCAGGAGAGAAGAAAAGAGAGAGCAGAAGUCUGUUAUGGCCCGCUGACAGGGACGACGUGGGAUGGCCCACUCCAGGGAGCAUCUGAUGGGAUUAUAACACUCUUUCCAGUGCACUUUUUUCCCCCACUAAGAAUAACUCUGCUCAGUGGGUUGUUGGUGCAGCAUCACAGAGGCAGCGCUGUACUCGUUUGGACAACUUUUUUGUAAACAUUGCUGGAUUUGAUUUCUAAAGGUACCCAAAGUCCAUUUUUGAGGAUUUCUGCCGCUCCCAAUUUGGGACUAUGAGGAGAGAGGAAAAACACACAAGAGAAGAGUUCAUCUUGACAUGUCUGUGGUGAGCAGAGAGGAGAUUCAGCGAGGAGGUCAUCCCAGAUGAGCGCUGACAGCUGACACCAUCCUUAAUUCUACUUGAUCUGAUUCGACUCCAGACUUCCACCGUUUGAGAGAUGAUACGCUGACCCCCUCUGCGAUUCGUCUUUGACAGCCAAGACUUUUUGCCUUUUUAGGAUGUUCACACUCUCACACAUGCCGGGCUGAACCUUUUUGAAUUCUCCUUUUUUUUCCCCCACAAAAACAAAAAGGACAUAUCUGUGACUUCAGGACCUGCCAGUUGAAUUUGAGUUUGAUGCACUCUGGUCUGUUAACUCUUUGCUGAUCUGGAAAUAUCAAAUAAACACCUGUGGGGGAUCUCAGCAGGCCUGACUCACAGUUUUGUUCACCUCUGUGCUGCCUCUUUAAAGGUAUAGCUGAUGACAACCUUGUGUGUCUCUCUUUUCCAUCUUGGCGUUGUUGUACAUUUGACAUUCAUGGACCAGUUUUACCUUCCUCAUCCAAUCGAAGGAUCUGUCCCCUUUCAUAACUCGUGACCACGGACAGCAUUCAGGCAGCGUUUCCCCUCUGUUUGAUGACGACAUGGGGGCACUGGACUUACCACAGAACUUUGUUCGGUUCAUCCCUUGCCUCCCAAAGCUUUUUUUCUGACGCCUCGCUGAAUCCAACCUGAAUCCUUCUGAACUCGCCGAUAAAAUGAUGAACAAAGACUCUCGUUUUCCAAGGAAGAUGCAGGGCAACUUUUCCAACCGCAGACACUCGUGCAUUGGGUAUGUUUUGCUGAGAGCUUUGUCAAUAAAGCUGCUGAUGAGUAUUUGAUAACAUAACACAAACAUGCAUGUGCGCAUUUCAACAGGAAACAGAUUUAUCUCAUUUCUGGUUCUUCACAGACUGUCUUUGUCUUAUGUAACACAUGAAAUGAAGUCAGCAGUAGGGGAAUUGUUUGACGCUGCAGCUCUGUUGUUGUUUAUUAUUGUAUUUAAUAUGUUGGUAGCACACAAGCAGCAGUUUUACUUUGUUGUUUAGCUGCAAUGUUUCAAAUCCAUCCAGAGAGAACCAUCGUCAUCACAUCAACUGAACUAAACUUAGAAAGAGUUUUGACGUGGUGGUUGAUCUUUUUGUGGUUAAAGGCACAAUACCAUAUACGCUCAGUUUUGUAAUGAGUCUGCAGCACCUGUAUCCUGUUCGAAACUCUGGCUUGAGUAACCUACUCAGGAAGCUCACAUCUGCACAAUGAUUCAGUGGUUAAGGCAGUGGGUGUCCAUGGUGGUGUGCAGGCUGCUGUGGUUGGUGUUUCAAGCCUCAGGGUGGCAUUUUGGAUCAAUGGCUCUGUCCACUGAUGGACCUCCUUGUGGUCCCUGGACUCGAGCCAAACCGAGGCUUCCAUGUUAGGCACAGCAUGGACGUCAUUCAGUCCAGGACUUCAGUUUCAUAAGAGGACUGAAGAAAUAUUGGUGUGCUCUGGAAAAUGGUCCCAAACAUGAGUGUCUGCAGAUGGAGCAGAUUUCAUCUCUGUUUUCUAUCUCGUCCUUCAGGAAACUAAACAGUUAGGAGUACAAUUCUGUGUCAUGAACUUUUGCCACUUUAGCAUGUUUCUCUAUCCACACGCUGAGGAGACUGACUGACUUCAUUGUCAUAGUAACUUGAUAUAAUAGUGUAACCAGCUUAACAUCAAAUCAGCACCUCUAUGAGAUCCAUGCAGGAUACGAAGUUGAUUUGAAUAUGUUUGCAGGGAUUGAAAACUGGAGGUAAAAUCAAAUGGAUUAAAUAUAUACACACACACACAUAUAUAUAUAUAUAUAUAUAUAUUGGCACAUAGAGCACAUGGAUGCACACACAGGUUAAGAGGAAUCAUUUGAAUAAGCUUAUACGCUGCUCAGAUUCAGAGAGACUCAGCCUUUUCUUCCUUUCAAAUCCCCCGUCAUGUUGUGACUCUGGGCAGAAGGCAUGUGCCUCGCGAGUGUCAUCCGAACUCCUCCAGCGCUGAGCCUGUUUGGAUCAUAUGAGGAGAUCAAAGCAGGAGAUUCUCGACCGCAGAAGUGCAGCGAGGAGGAGAACAAGCCUCUUUUCUCUUUACCUGAUUUGUACAUUCAGCCCCUCAGCUGAAAAUAAAGUACUGAGAGAACUUCCUGGAGGCUUCAGAUCAAGCUGGCUGAAAACUUGUUUUUCAUAUUCAAAGCUUGCUAAGACAGAGGUGUAUUCAAAGUAUUGGAGGCUAUAAAUACUGAAGUAGGCACAUUACAGCAGUAGUAAAUUAGUGUAAGUAGAGGCUAAAUUCUUUUGUACAUGACUGAUUUUCUCUGCCUUUUUCUAAACACACACACACACACGCAUAUUGCGAGACAAGGCUGUCUCUUGUAAUCCAGAUGUGUCCAUCACAAUGGAGACAGCUCUUAUGCCUGCUUGUACUAACAGUACCAGGGUACUAUUCAUCCUGGACUUCGCCUGUCAUACUGACUAAUAGGGGUGGGAAUCACCAGUGACCCCAAGAUACGACAUUAUCUAACAUUCUGCAAUACAGUGAGUAUUGCGAUAUGAUAUAUUGCUAUUUAUAUAUUUUUUCAAUUAUUUAGCUAAUUUAGCAUUUGGCUUUCCUUUAUGUUUGUCUUAUUAACGCUCUUUAUAUAUAUGUGUGUGUUGCACUAACUUUCUCCUGGUCUAUGAUGUCAAAAACCGUUGAUUUUAAUUUUACAUUAUCAUAGUUUUGACUUCACAUUAGCAGUUAAUUUGAGAAAUUGAUACUAGACGAUACGAUAUAUCACCAGACGAAAUAUCGCAAUACUAUGCUGUAUUGAUUUUUUCUCCCACCCCUACUGACUAACACGCACACACACACACACAUACAGACAGAGUUAUACUCCUCAGGGUGCUUUCUUACCAAUGUUUUUAUGGCUUUCCUAUCAGUGUGUUGCAUUUUUUAUUAUUUAUUUGAUUAAGAUGAUGGACAUUGAUCAACUAUCAGCAACAGCAUCAAAAUAAAUAUGCCUGAGUUAGCACAGUCGCUAAAUUCCAUCUGUUGUCCCAAGGCAGGCAUCCUAUAAAAACAAGAUACACAUAAUACACCAUGACGAUUGGUUAAAACAUGUAGAAGUUUUACACAAAAAGUCAAUCCACAUUCACAUUAAGGUUAAAAGUCCAAAGAGGAGAGACAAAGAGGUUACCCAUGAGAGCAGGUCUGGCUCGUUUUCAACCACUGUUUCAGGGUCUUUUUAAAGGUAUUGUAGCUGACACAGUUUCUAACAUGAGCAGACACUGUGUUCCAUGCCUGUGUCCCUCUGAUGGAUACACCAUUUAGCCAAAUUUAGUCAUGCCUGUAUUGCAUUUAAACAACUCCCUGUUGCUGCAUUAAGCAGGACGGAGACUGAUUGCUCUGAGUCACAAUCAAGAGGAGAUAGUUUGAGCUGCAUAAAUACUUGAUAACAAAUUGAAGUGGUACAGAAUGAUAAGAGGAGACCAGAGCGAAAUGUGCGCAAGAGCAACUGGUCCAAUGGCUGAUGGACUGGUAAAAAGAGAUAAUUAAGACAAAAAAAGGUCACGGCACAGACGAGAGGGUGGUGAAGAAGUGAUAAAAAGGACGUGGGGCAAGAUAGCGCCACGCUUAGCCCAGAGAUAGUGACCGGGAGGGGAGGGUUGGACUGAGUGGUGGAAAUAAAAAUAAAAAGUGUUUUGAAAGAGAUCAAAAAAGAAAAGGAAAGUGUGGCCGACAGAAUGAUGAGAAAAACAUGAAAAAGUGUCAAGUGAGGUCAUCCAACCAAAGGGCAAGAGUGUCAAUGUCAGAAGUCCCAAUAUAGUUGCAAGCCCCCUCCCUCAAACACACACCCAGAUUAGUCAAUAGGGCCUGUGUGGCUGUGGCGGGCUGGCCGCUGUGUGCGUCACUGCUGUACUCCAUAUUUUCAGCAUGACUGAUUUUCCCAAUCGCCUGCAGAGCUUCAUUGAUUUCUGAGGCAGCAGCAGCAGCACUAAGACUGUUGAAAUUCACAACUAACAUCCCUAUCGUAGAUUUUACACGCACUGUAAUUCAUCACCCAAAGUUCAGAGGGAGUUGUUUGAAUGACUAAAAGUCCAUUUUAAUUUUUUUUUUCAUAAGAUUGUAAUAUCCUCAGUUUAUCAGAAGUGCUGCUGCUUUGGUGGUGAAAAAAAAUGGAUUUGAAUGUUUUAAAACUGCCGAACCAAAAGAGUUAAAUCUGUAACAAAAAUAUUAACUUUUUCACCAUGUGGUAGAUGACAUAAUCAUUUAAUUCAAAGUGCUGAUUGUUAAUGCCUCUGACAUUAUCAGGAUGACUGCUUAUUGUAACCACUAGAGGGAGAAAUGGACUAAGUUAUGUCUGAUGACCGUUUCAGAGCAGCAGACGGAAUUUGUUUGAUGGAGGGAAACAUACUGAUGGUUUGGCAGGUUGUGAUUCAGUUUUUAUGGCAACCAAAUGGAAACCAUGUGUCACUAAUUAGACAUUUAUAGUUCUGUGGAGAUUGGUGGUAAUAUGAAAGCAUGUGGUUGAAGAAUUUUAACCUUUAUAUUUUAUGAGGGGGAAUAAGCCGUUCCCAUUUUUUCUCACAGUCACAUUUGUCGGUGUACAUACAUAUUUGAUGUUUGGCCUUUUUUUUUUUUGACUAAGUUAUUUUUUUUCCUUUUUGAUCUACCUUAGAUUUACUUUUCAGAUAUGUUCAGCUCCCUCUGAGGUUUCUUUCUGUUCUCUGUUUGCCAAUUUCAGCUGUGUGCAUACAGGUUGUUGUACGCUGCUGACAAUUUGAAGCCCUAUUAGAUAAUUUUGUGAGCCUUGGAUAUAUAGAUUAUAUACACAGCUGAUAGUUUUUUUUAAAUCAGGUAAUGGUAUUCAGCUGAUGGAAAUACCUUUUUAACUAAAGUGCUGAUACAUUGCAGAUCAGUCUUAACAAAUAUAGCAGCUAGAUUUAAUACUGAGUAGAGCACUCAUGUUUAAUUUAGCUAAUUUUAACACAACACUCACAUGUAGUAGAAGACUAAUUUAUGAAAAUAACUUGGCUUUUUAAAAUAUAGUUUCAUCCCAGGCUGGUUCUUCAUAAAGUAAUGUGACAGAUUAUUCUAAAAUCAAUGUUUAAAUUAGUUGCCAUUUGCACAAAACCUCUGAAACAAAGCAAACAAACAAAAAACACUGGCGGCCCAUAUGCUGGUUUUAGUUUGCCCUAUGGGUGAUAAACUGGUGACAUGAGUUAGUACGCUUUUGUUUUUCCUACAAACACCUACAGCUGAAGGAUUGACCACCUGACAUAUGGGUGCGCAUUUCAUUUAGUGUGUGUGCCUUUAGGUGCAUGUUCAUGUCUUUUUUCCAUAUGCAUGUACUGGAGACCUCUCAUGAUUGUGUGUCUUUUUAGACUAUGUGUGUAUGAUUGCGCGCGUGUGGGUGUGUGUGUGUGUGUGUGUGUGUGUGUGUGUGUGUGUGUGUUUGCGCACGAGCUCAAGUCUUCCAUCCAUCCAAUCCCCAAAUCAGACGAGCCCCAAACCCCACCGUCAUGGUAGCAGAUGGCAGCCUAAUGAAUCAUGAGCGACACACUGAUAGCCUUUACUGCCGUACAUGCUGUAACAUGACGUUUGACAUCACAGGGACUCAGUUAAAUAUAGGCUGCGAGCAACAGCCACAUGCUCACACCUGGUGCUGCUGCUUUGUUACGUUUGCAGUAGUGUUUAAGAAGACAUUUAUGCCAUGAAAAAUGAGUUCACAGUGUUUGUAUCUGGUUCUGCAGAACUUCACUGCUGUAUUGACGGGGUGUUUGCUGGGUAAUAAUAACACUUGUAUGCUUGUACUUCUACAUUUUCUUUGCGCAGAUAUUAUGUGGGGCUGCAUCCUGAAUAUUUAUGAAAACAAAUUGAAGAGGGAUUGUAAUUUUUUCUCAUCAAGUAAUUCUGGGGGAAAAUUCUCUCUGGAGAUCCUCUUACUGACCUGUCAAAGUUUCCUGCAAAGAUGUUACACUGCUCCCAUGAAUACGCUUGUAUGUGUGUGUGUGAGUGAGUGAGUGAGUGAGUGAGUGAGUGAGUGAGUGAGUGAGUGUAUUUAUUUCAGUCUGAGUUUUUCUAAAGUUGCUUAUUUAACCUUUGAGCUCUGCAAAGCCCACCACUUGUCCCUUCUACGCGUUCAUGUUGUCCAGCAGAGGGUUGUCAAAACUAGUGGAGAGUUAUUUUCAUUCCUAGAAAAGACAAACGUCCAAAGAUAGAAAGCUAGCCAAAUAUAGCAUACAUCUGUAUGUACAACAUAUUACACAUACUCAAUUUCGUCGCUGUAACACAGCAUCACAGUAUUUUAACGUUGUUUGAUCAGACUUCCAGUCAGCAAACACGUAAUUUAUAGUAUCUUUUUAAUGUUAUUCCUUCAUUUUCUUCUGCAGUCGCUCAAAGCUUUCAUGUGCUGAAAGGAGCGCACACUACUAACAACAGCACGUUUAGUUUAAGCACUCAAAUUUUUUGAAACUGUGUACUACAGUUUGUGAUUUAAAGUCUGGGAAAAGCAGGUGUGAAACUUAAAACGCUCUUGUAGGUGUUCAUUAUCUCACCUUACAGAUUUAAUACUGUCCUCCAUGGUGGGUAAAAAUACUUCAGAAGUUUAAUGAAAAGCAAAGCAUAUCUAAAUUCAAAUAACUCCAUAGGAAGUUUUUUAAACAUUUAGAAGACAGUGUUAAAUUUAAAGUACUCUUUUAGAUUGAUUAUAAAGGGACUAUACAGAGAAUGUCUUGACAGUUUUGCAUUUAAGGACAUUUUUGGGGACUUUGUGCCUUAAAUACAAACCAGAAGUUUGACUGCAUUAUUCAAUUGCUACUCCUCUCCCGUUAACUGUCUUUAACAGUGUUGUAUUUGUAAGUUACUGCAUGCUGUUGUCAGUGGCAACAGUGGUUUUCCAGAUAUCCUUUACAGCCCUGAUUUGAAUAACCGCGCGGAUAUUUAAAUGCACUACAGCCACACAUUUGAAAUGUUGUUAUUUGUGAAUAUAAGGUAAUCAAAUCUGAGAGUUUAUGAAACGCUAAAGCAGAAUCAUGCAUUGUUGAAUACUUCUUCGGUUUCGUGAAAUGCUGAAGUGGAAGGAUUAAACUUUUUUUUUUUGCAUUUAUCUUAAAAAAAAAAUCUCCUCUUGUGUCUGAUGGACAUGCAUUUAAAAGGUUGCAUGCGUGAAUGGUUGAUCUUGUUCACACUUAAACAUCUUUUGGAAUAUCUCUGAAUGAUAAUGUCCCAAAAACAGUCCCAAACCUCGAGCAAAUAAACUUGAACAAUAAAUUCCCUUGCUUAGCUUAAUUUUAGUCCCUGUAACUUCAAAUACAAAACAAAAAACAGUGUGAAAAAGCAAGCAGAGAAUAUAUACGGGGUAUUGUAUCAACAUCACAUCAUCAACUUACAUGAAUCCCAGACAGAGCAGCACAAACUGACUGACACUGACAUAGAAUAGAAAGGCUUUUUAAGUCUCUGUUAUUAUUCAGGGUUCAUUAUCUCAUAUGACAGAAUUAUAAAACACUUUCUACAAAACAAAACAUAAGCUAAAAAUAUAUAUUUUUUUAUUAUUAUAUUAUAUUAUUAAAUUUUUGUGUGUUUUUUUUUCUGGUGCUUUAAUUUAAACAUAAUUGGUUGUCAGGGGACAAAAUGACAGAGGAAAUUAAUCAGAGUCAGCUUUACAAACAAACCACAAACAGACAGUAUGUCCAUUGACAAGCAACAACUCAGACACACACUGUCCUCGCUGACUUCAAAACAGCUUGUUAUACAGGAAUGCUCGCCAUGCGUUCAUGUAGCCAACACAUGAUGUCAUGAGGCCCCUUUGCAAAUAAUGGACGAUUAGCCCACAACUGAGGGGUCAGCCAGGAUUUAUGAUGCCUCACUAUUUUAUGACUCUCAGAUAUUACCUCGCCACAUUGUCCUGGCUUCAGCAUUUCGCUUGUCUGUCUAGAGACGAGAGGUGAGGAUACUGAGCAGAACUAAACAUUUCAAGUCUGUUUUCUCUCAAACGUUCACUCUCUUCCACCACGCUGACGCAGAUACAUGAACUCUGUGAAAUCCUCUGGUAAACUGCCAACCAGGGAGUGUGUGAGUGUGUCACUGAGUGUGUGUGUCCACUCUAGAUAACAAGCACAAGACUUCUGAACCGUGUUGUUUUAGCGCUUAUUCCUCACACUCAACAUAUGAAAACAAUUUCCCCGUCCUGAAAACGUGUAAAAGUGACAUAAAUCUUUCAGUCUCAACAUCAUGUUUACAUCCAGACACAGUUCAUUUCACAGGUGAUAAAUUCUUCAGUUUUACGAGUUUAAAGUCAGAUCACAUGUAAUUUUUUAAACGUUUUUACAGUGUGUAUCCACAGCAGAUGUGUGUGAACACAACCCUCACCAAGCCCAAAUAUCUGCAGUUAAUUCAUUUUAGACUUGUGAUCUGAUUUGUGAACUGUUGCUCUCGAAUUGAGGCUCAAUAAAAUUAAUGAAUAACAGUGUUGUAGUUCUAAGAUUGUGGUUAUGAUUGGAUCUUUUUGUGUGUACACUUCAUCAGAUUUCCUUAAAUGGCAGUUUAUCUUAAGUUUGGCACACACUGAACUUGUGUAAUAUUAACAGCUUAUAUAAAAAGACGUUACCGGAGGAAACAGCAGAGGUAUAGCCGUAAUAUGUCACAUCUUACAUAAACAUAAAGUUUAAUAUUAAAACAUGCCACAUGAGAAAUUGUAAGCCAACUUUUCACAUAUGUAGGUAAUGCACUAACAGUACUGCAUUGUAUUUUAAACUCUCUGACUUCGAGCAAGGCGUCUGGUUUAUGUUAAAGAUACCAACCCAGCCUUUUAUUACCGGCACAGAUUCCUUGCUUUUUCCGAUCCAUUCUCACCUACAGUUGUCCUUCUGCCCAAUAAUUUGAAGUCUGCGGUUGAGAAGUUCGCUCUAUUGAUUGAUUUGCUGGUUUAAUUGAACAUCAUCAUACAGCAGAAUUGAGCUCGAAGUUCAUAUCCAUUUAUGGAGAUCUUCUUGUGGUUGAAGCUCGCUGGAUAGCAAUCAAAUGUUCAUCAAGCCCUGAAACAGCUGCCAGCUUUCUGUUUUGCGAGGCAUAUAAUGCAUUUAACAGAGGUGGCGAAUUUUCUGCUUUAAUCUUCAGAGUUCAUGUGACACAAGCUCUCCGUUUCAAAUGGAAAUAGAUCACAAAGGUAGAGUUAUUUAUCCUCAGCUGGCUGCAUCUGACAGUUUGCUUGCACGAUAGAUACAUUACUGUCAGGUCCUACUGUCAGCUAGCAAUUUUUUAUGAGUUUGUCCUAGGACCAAGAAAAAAUAAAAGUUUGGGAGAUAGUAAUUUUACGAUAUUUUAAGUUUAUGAGAUGACGUCAAAGAGAUUUUUUUUAAAUGCCUCUUCUUUUUGAUCUGUGACAAACCCAAAGUAUCUAAUCAAACAGUCAUAAAAGUGAGUUAAUUUUAAUAGUAUAAACCUCUCUGACAUAACAAUAUCCAUCUAACAGAGCUUUUAUUAAUAGUGAAGAAAUAAUCUGCAAGUCAGACUGAACAGUUUCUUUUGUAGAACUAAAUGCAGCCUAAUUUCAAAGCUACACUCAUUUUCAUGGAGGUAAAAAAAACAUAUGUGUGUGUGACCCUGUUUACUCCAGUCUAGGUUUCACAACAGUUUACAGUCACACCAGCUGACCUGGUGUCAAUCAGGGUGAGAUUUUUGAAACCAAAGCUUCAGGAUUUCCACAGGUGAUACUGAGUAUAACACCGCUGCAGCUGAGUCCACAGAAGCCACAACAAUAUUUUCUAAUGACCUCACUGUCUGAAACCACACUCCACUCUCUCAAUUUCUUCAUCAUCCAGAAAGAAGCUUUAAGUCUGGGCUUACAUCCACCGUCAAAGCCCAGUUAUCAUAUGAGAGCAAGUUGAGAUAGUUCAAAACACAGUUAGGGGAUUAAACUUUUGUUGCUAUCAGUUAAAAACUGCUUUCAAAGUUCGAUCAAAAUCUCUUCUAUCCAAACAUUUCAACUGAAAAACAUCAUUUUCUUCCCACUACAGUUGCAGAAAUUGUCGUCAUUCUGAACAGGCAGAACUCUUGUGAAUGACACAACCCAACAAAUGAUAGGUGAGACCAGGAUGUCCUCGAUAUGGUUUAACAUGAUUCAGUAUGAUAGCUAAUAAGGUUAUAGACCUGGGUCACCAGGGGUUAGGGUUGGUUCUAGUACCUUGGUGAAAUUCCUAAUACCAUGUUCCCUUGGAGAUAUCAGGCAGGGUAAUAAGGCAUUGCUUUGUUGUUCCGUAUUUGUGAACAUCUGAGAAGAUUCUGCUCCUUUUUUUUCCAAGAUGAGUUGAUGUCAGGUACCAUUUUGCUGACUUGGCUUAAACUCACCGUACCUUUAUUGUUAGCCUAGCUCUCUUUAAAUAUUUGAUUGUCCAUUCUGUAAAUUAGCCUUUAGCGUCAUCUUGAAAUACUGAUUACGUAAACUUUGUUAACUCCGCUCUCUUCUUAUGUUUAACUUUUUUUCCCCAAAUAUGGUCACAUUUCAUUUCGUUUAUUUAGAUCUCCAUUAGCUUUGGCUUCGGUCAUUGCUAUUCUUCCUGGAGUCUACAUUUACAGUUAGCUCUCCAUUGCAGUGCACAGUCACAAAAAACAUCACAGCACAAACACAAAGACAACAUCGGUUACCACAGCAACUCACAACAGCCUACAAGACAGAAACAAAACAACAAAAGUAGAACAACACAAACAACAUACGCAUAUGACUGGACCUUAUAUAUUUCCACAGUGUAGCUGUAGUUCUGAAAUAAUCAGACGUUUGAAUAAUUAAUUAAUUUACUGAAACAUCUUCUUCUGUAAACAUAAGGAAAAAAAUCAAUAACAUUUUGGACUUGUCAAACUUGGUAUUCAAUUCCUUGUGUAUAAACUCUGUUUUUCAGGUCCUGAUCAAACACUUGAGGCUUUAUCUGUCUUUAGGUGUCUGAGUGAUUGCCUGGGUCUCAUUUAACUGACCUCUUCUCAUAUAUUUCCUGGCUAAGCUUCAUAUGUGGCGAACAGGAGGGAGGCCUGCUAGGGUUUCAUAUAUUUACUUUUCACAUUUCUGGUCUUCAAAAAUACACCGCCCCCGGCCAUGGGUGACCUUGCGUGCGCUGUUCUUAAGCCUGAGUACAUACUGUAUACGGGUAAGCAUGUAUGUUUGUGUGUGUGUGUGUGUCUGUGUGCAUGUUGUCUGUCCUAGCAAGCUGUGUCCAAAGAAGAGCUACUUAUUAUAAUACCCUAUCAUAGUCAUCCUGCCAUCAAUCUCUUUACCUAACACAGACAACACACACACUGGACACUCACACACACUCAACAUGAAUACAAAGUGCUAUCUGGAAAAGUGGGAGAGUUCUGUCUGUCUAGAGAUUGCAUCAGGAGUCAGUGUGUGUUUGUUUGUGUCUGCAUGGAGGGAGAAGGAAAGGGUUAAAACGGCUCUAACAUUUGGCCAUGCUGGCUCUGAUCCCGCCCCCUUUCUCAGCUCUGACCUCACUCUGAAACUUGUUCCCCCCUUGUGUUGUUCCCCCCUUGUGUGUGACACAAACACACACACACACACACACACACACACACACACACACACACACACACUAGCCCUGUCACAUGCCUACACACAGCCCUGCUUGCUGACGCACGCGCCUACACACACACACACAUACACACACUUUGAACACAUUCUGUGGGGCGCCCUCCACACACACACACACACACACACACACACACACACACACACACACACACACACACACACACACACACACGGCACAGGGUUACUGUGACAGACUGGAGCAGGAGAGCAAGUUUGCCCGAGGAAAGGAAAGGUCUCUGUUUGCUCUGUUAUUAAAGGUGUAGCAGAAACCCAGAAAGGAGAGAGGGAAGCGGUGAGAGAAAGACAAGAAGAGCAAAAGAGAGAGAGAGAGAGAGAGAGAGAGAGAAGGGGGAAGAGGGCAGCAGUGUUGCGCCACAUUUAGACCCGCAGCACAGACAAGAUGUUCAUAGGGGACCGAUAAAUGGAGCUCAGCUGAGAUUGAUGACAAGCAUUUUCUACAGCCUGCGAGGCAGACUGGCAAGCAGUGAGGAGGGUACAGCUCUCAUAGGAGGAGUUCAGCGGCUCAGGGAAUAACAAGACUCUUAUUUUAUUCAACCCAAGCAAAGAGAAUCAGAUUUUCACCAAGUGUACAGUGACAGCAUGGACUGCAUCGCCACCGUCAUCCUGCACUGGUGCCACUGGUCCUAAACAAGCUGGUGUCCACUCCUGCCAGAGGUAAUGAGAACUCCUGGGAAGCCAUGGAGAGCAGCCGGACAGCCCGACAGAGCAAGACACACAAGGAAACGGGCCAGGUUUUACAGAGAUGAGAGCAGCCACAAGCUGAGGAGAAGCAAGAGAGGGAGAGCAGCAGCAGCAGCACCAGCAACAGCGGAGCGGCCGAGAAGAGGAGGGUGAGGACGAGUUUACAGAGAGUAGACUAAAGAAAGAUGAGUGUGCCGACGAACUGUGGGUUCUGUUACUCCGUGGAGCGGAGUAUCACUGUGCGGAGUGGGAACAUAUGGGGAUCGCCGUGUGCUGUCAAUAGGCCCAUUGACAUCACACAGAAACGCAGGCGGUAAUUAAGAGCUAUCUUGUUAACUUUCACUUAUUAUUUCCCUUUUCUCUCUUCUUCUAAGUGCCUCCUUUUGUAUCUCACACUCAUUUGUAAUAUCACUAUUACAAAAUGCUGCUGUAGUAUAUCAAACUGUGAUUCAUUUCUCUACAAAACUCAUAGUUUUCUCUGGAAGCUGCAGCCUUCAUGCAGUCCACUAUCAGCUGUUAUUUACAAAAACAUUCCCUGUCCUUAUCAGCUGUUUUUGCUUCAUAUCUCCAUUUCCAAAAAUAUCUUUUUAUCAUAUUUCCUCUUGACCACUGGUGUGCUCUCCUCUCUCCACUGCUACAGAGAGCCACACUGUUCUGUUUUUCACUAUUUAAUAGACUUCAAAUAUGUUCACUUUUUAUGCCACUCUUUUGCAAAAGUUGGUUUAAAGAGCUGUAUGAAAAUAAUAGCUUUUGGUUUAAAAAAAAAAAAGAAAGACCUUCUGUGGUAUAACUUUCUGUGGUUGUACAAAACCUUAACCAAGAUUUAAAUUAGGUAGCAGGCUGUACAGAAGAGCUAUUGUUUGUUUGGAUGUGUGUGAGACAUGAGCUAUUGUGUGGUGUCUGCAAAUGUCAUUUAAAGGCAGUUAAGUCGAGCAAACAUGCAGCAGAUUUACAUUUUUUAAUUUAAAAGAACUUGGAGGCAGAAAAAAUGAAUUGGAUAAUAAGUAUAGUUUAGUAUUUCUGAUUCUGAAAACCAUGACAAGUUAUUUGCUUGUCCUGUAGAGUAAAAAGAAUCAACAUAUAGAAAUUUCACAUUUACUUUUUAAAUUUUGCAAUCAUCUGUUUGUCUGUUACGUCUCUAAACAGCAACUUCUGCCCCUUUCUUACAACGUAGAAACUUUGCAACCAGAUGGGACGUUAGAUAAACUAUUGCAGUGUCCUUUUCAGAAAUGUUCUCACAGGAAAAGUCCCCCAAAGUCUGGUAGCUUCACACAUAAUCUUCAAUGCCAGCAGGGAGGCUGUGAAGGAGGGCUCGGAGAUACAGUCUUGUUUACAUUGUGGUCCUCUGUUCUCUUUCUCAGGCAAGAUCUUUGUUUAUUAGAUUUAAUGCAGAACACUUGCGCAGAUAGGGGGAUUCAAAAGGUCAGUCACCCUUUCAAUUUAUGUCCCCCAAAGACCCGCACCAAGUAAUGUACUUGACUCCCACUCUUAAUACAGUUAUAUCAGGCUUCUAGUUUUCACAUCACUGCCCUGACUGCUUUUGAAUCUAAAUGAAAAAAGAGGCCCAGAGAUUUAAAGUCACUUGUGGUUUUAAGAGUAACUGCCUAUGUUGAAGAUGGUCAUUUAAGGAAGGAAGUUCGAGGCUUGGACAUUGGGACAACAAGUCUUUAUAUGGGUUGAGUUAUAGAUAUUCUCUGAUAGACGGGGUUUCAAUGGCAGUGUUAGAGCUGGAGUAGCCGCCGCCAUUUAUUCUCUGGAGGAACACAUACGCACAGACACUCCUCUUCAGUGCAUACUUUGGCAAUAUUUAUAAAUCAACAUGAAUUGAGGAAGAUCUUUUAAUAUUGAGCAUGACAUCAUGAGACAACACAUUAGUGUUUGAUGAUAUCAAAUUGCAAUCAAAUCUAAAAGUUUCUGUUGUCCAUCCACACUUUUCAACCCCUGAUUCUCUUGUCUGGUCUUUUUCUUUUCUCCUUUAUCGUGGCAUCCACCCAUCUGUACAGGAUAUACCCUCCUAACACUACACUGGUAAAACUGGCCCAGAUGCUGGUCAGAGCUUGUAUCCUAAACGUGAAAUAUACUCUGCAGGCAUGAGAAAAGCUGACUAAAUGAACCUGAAAAUAGAGGAAGGGUUUAAAUCUGAAAUCAGACACCAAACUCUGAUCUCUCCUCUUGCGUGCCUUUGGUGUGUGAUUUAAGGCUCAAUUAUCGCAGUUAAACCACAGACAACAGCCAGAUAGCAGUCGCUCUUUUCCUUAGAUGGGUAUUUGUCAGGGAGUUGCAUGUUUUUUCAUGUCAGUGAGUACAACAGGUACUAUACAAAUUGAAGUGUUGAAGUACAUACCAAACUCCAAGAUAAGCAUCAGCGAUUUAUUUUACCCAGUGGCACAGCGGUUAAUGGUUUCUCUUUGCAGGUUUUGACAGCAUAUAUAACACCUGCUUGUUUUUCCUGAAAAAUAAAAGACAGAUAAGAGGAUUGUCUCUGAAAACCUGGUACAGGAACAGCUUAGUGUCCUUCAUGUGGUAGGCUACAUUCAUGUAUCCUUCAUUUCAAUCUUAUGGACCUGAAGUUGGCCUCAGCUAUGAAAACUUUCUGUAUGACACUAAGAUGAUCAGCUAAGAUGAUCAUGAUGAAACCUGGGAUUUUAGUCAUGGAGCAUGUGGUUCCUGAGAUGGCAAUGUCAAACUUUGACUCAUAUUUAAGUAUCAUAAGUUUGAUACAACUUUCCUAUUCACCGCUAUCAGUCUGACUAUCAGACUACCUGAAGUGAUGAAAGGACUACAACCCAAAAGCCUUCACAUUUGAAUGUGUUUAAAAUUAAACCUCUGAAUGCAAUGUAAACUAAGUUUUCCAUCAACCCUAGCUAUAAAUUGUGUUUAGACCAUGCUAAUUUGCAAAUAUUACUAUGCUAACAUGCAAAACUAGAAUAAUAUACACGGUCAAUGCUGUUUCAGUUGACUCACGCUGUAUUUGUCAAAACUGUCUUGAAGCAGUGGAGCAUUCUUCAUGUUUGGCAUCAGGGCUCCAAACCUCGUCACUCCUCGCAGAUUAAUUUUGCAAACAGAAAUUGAGGAGUGAUGUAUUAAUAUCCCAAACCUCCUGUAGUCAGAGUCCACAGGUGGGUGCUUGAAACUGGUGGGGCUGAAAGUUUGAGCCCAGCAGGGGUGUCAGUAAAGCAGAGGCAUAAACCAAAUCUUGCUGCGUAAUUGGACUAAUUUGGAGGUGAAAGUAACAAGGAUGCAAGUGUUGAAUGUAGGAAAUGUGCAGCUAAAGUUGCCUGCCUGAACUAGCUCACAGGCAUUGCCCUUUGAUUGCUCAGCAUCAGUACGUUAGCAUUAUUAUUUUUACAUGCUUGUGUGAUAGACAUGGAAAUAGUCUCAGUGAUAUCAUCCAUUGUUUUCUGUUUUAACAUCGUCAUCUUUGAUAGUUGGCACCAGAAUUAUCAAUCAAAUUGACUAGAUUUAAACCAGAGGCCUAAAAUGCUGGUCCUACACUAUGUCUAAGCUGUAGAGCUGCCACAAGCUACCAGCCCAAGUUGCAACUCAGUUGGGAGCAAUAAUGUUAUCAUUCUGCCGUAAUGCUAUACAACUGUAAACUAUGUAAACAAGUUCAUUCGACACAAAAGUUUUAAAGUGCAUAUGACCGCCCGGUUGUGUGCAACCAGCACAGGCAUGUGGAUGUUAAUUUGCAAGGAGGACCAAGGGCUGGUGGGACGAAUUCUGCUGUUGUUGGCUGGAUUUGGUAAACCAGUUGGUUUGAUGGGCUUUUAUGAUACGUUUUUUUAUUUUAUUUUUUUAAUUUUGGGGGCACAUGAGCUGUUAACAGUUUAGGAGAGACGGAAAAUGUGGGGAGUGGUAGAGAAUGGGGGAAGACGUGCAGCAGUGAGUUAUAACGAAUGGCAAUUGUUGUGACGAGGACUGUAGCCUUUAACUGCUACACUGACAGCAAUGCACAUUUUUGAAUGUUUCUUUUUUUGAAGCUCCUGUGAGGAGUUUUUUGAUGUUUAUGAAAAUUGUUGGCAUUUAUAUUGGUGCCUUUUAUUAUAUCCAGAAGCAAACAAGACCAUCAACAAGUUGAGGAUUUUUUCAGUGUUAUAUUUGAUGCAUGAAACUGGUGUAGGAAGGUAGGUUUUUAUUUAUUCAUUUUUUUAUUACAAUUUUCAUAUCAAAUAUUCAUAAUAAAGGAUACAUAAGUCUGUCAAAGGUCAGCAGAGCGACAUGUUUUGUUUUUUUUGGUCAAAAGUCACAACUCAAGCACAUAGAGGAUAGAAGAUAGCAAAGACUUCUUUGUGCUCAGGGGGUGACAAAAAAUAUAAAAAUAAAGUUCCCCACAGAAGCUUAAAGACUAGCCUGUGAGAUUAAAAAAUUAAAUUUUCUGUUUUUAUCCACCUGGAAAUCAGUUGCUUUGGAACAUCCCUGGUCUUGACAUCUUCAAAAUAGAUGAGAUAUUUUUAAAAAUGCUGUAAAACAUGAGCAAGUAAAAUCAAAACAGAUAUUCGUUUCUUUGUACUAGGCUGUAAAUGUUUUAUUUUGCUGUAAAAAUGGGCAAUUAAACAGGAGUGUUAACGGGUCUUUCAAAAUCAGCCUAUGGUCACAUGAGCAAGUGCAGUUAUUUGCACCUCCACAAUGACUUUAGCUGUUCAGUAUCUGAGACUGCUACUUGGUUAGCAUUCAGCUUAAAGUUAGUCUCUAAACCAUCUUUAAACACUUGCAACAAAAUGGAUGACUAUCUACCCUUAUUUAUUUAUAUUUUUUUAAACAAAAAUAUCACAUAUAUACUUUUAUUAAAUCAAACAAAAAACAAUAGCACAUUUAUUGACGGCACAACAGAUCCAGUAAACUGGUCUAGGGAUGUUAGAUUGUAAUUAAAUGCCGUUUUAUUAGCUCCAUUAGUUGAGGCUAUGUUUCCUCCUCUGCUCCUCUGCCAUUUAUAGCCGGCUCUGUGUCCACGGGCUGUUGAUCUAAUUUCCCUCCGCACUUUUCUGCAGAGGACAGAUUACAAAAAGCAGCACUGACACAAACUAUUUUUCAGCUAUGACAACCAAGACAGGGAUGGAAAACCCCUAAAAAAUUAUUUCUAAACGAACCACUGACAGCAGAUACAAAUGUAGCAGCGCAGAUUGAUGUUUGGGGGUGAGUGAGCAUGAUUUAUGGGCAGAAUAAUUUAUUAUGUAUUAAGGGUCUCAAAAGGACAGUUUUGGCAGGUUGCAUGUAGAUGAGGUAACUGUGCUUGAGCUUUAAAAGUGCAUUUAACGGAAACCCAAUACUCUCCCUCCUGUUAGUUAAGCCCGGGAGGAGAGGAGGAGGGAAAGAUCAAUCUUUCCUGUCUUGAUUUAUCAAAAUCUCAAAGUGUGAACACUGGACUCACUCUGAUGUUUUGGGAGCCAGACUUUGUCAGUUUUUUGUUGCACUAGAUAAGUCAGCAUGCAGAUAUUCUUGUCUUUGAGAUAGUUACACAGCAGCAGUGCUCCAGGUCAGAGUUUCUACAUAAAUUUGCCAGGUUAAUGUGGCUGUGAUAGAUUAUUCUGGACAUUCAGUUACAGAAGAUCCGUCUCUUUCUUUGCUGAAGUUAUAAAGUCACCCAUACCCUCCACAGAGCAUUGCUCACACUGGUUCUGGAAAAGGUGAAGAGGCAUCACAGCCAAAAGGCAUUUUAUCAUAAUAAAUGUGUCUGGAAGUGUUUCCAAAGCAUUUCUUACAUCGUCAGCAGGUUCUUGUGGUGGUCUGGCCCACAGGCAGCGCCUCGGACCCUCAUUUAUCUGCCUCCCGAACAGGAGGAGCAGGUCUACCAGUAUUGAGUUUCAAGCCUCAUGUACACACACACACAUACACACACACAUAGACACACACUCUGCUCUAAUGUGGGGUAGUAUUCAGGCUCAUACCUUAGUGUGGGUGCAUGAAUACAAGCACGUAUCAACACUUGCUGGUUCUGGGUCAUUUGUGAAGUUCAGUCACUCAGCGGUGAGUCGUGCCUGAGUGUUUGCAGUGUGGCAGGCUUUAUUGACUGAAAACUCAGUUUGAGCCUUAAUAUUUUACUGUCCAGUAACAAGGUUUCCAGACUCUGGUGUUCAAGAGUAACACAGACAGAAUAAUUGUGCAAUUAUGUGUCUGUGUGCAUGUCCAAAGAGAAGGUGAGGCUUUCAUCCCAGCUCUGUAUGGGGACGUUUAAAAGCUGCUGUAAGGAGUUUUUAGCUGCUUUUGAGACAGACUGAAAUUAAUGUAGAUGACUCUUAAUGACCUUUAAGAGCAAAACUGACCAUUAUCCCUCAGGUUGAGCAAUUUUAUACAGUUUUUAAAAAAGCACAGGUAAAAGGGUCAUGUCAGAUGAAUUGAUUUAGCCUUCAGUUGACAAUCAAUACAGAGCAGGGUAAAUUUUUAAAUAUAAAAACACAAGUUACACAUCGUCACCCUCUUAAAAAUGGCCUGAGUCAAUCAUCACGUUUUUCAGAAAUUAUUCUGAAUACUCUCAGAAAAUGGCCCAACUCACACUCGUAGUAUCACAUGAUCUUUUCAACUGAGGAUUUGGGCAAUUCUACCAGAGAUGGGCAGCAUCAUGAAGGACUGACUGAGGCAGAAAAAGUCAUUUUUGUCAAAAAAUGACAUAGGCCAUUAUUUUAAGAAGGUGACGACAUGUGGAGGAAAGAAUCAGCAAGGGGACAAAAGGCACCACUUUCUCUAUCGGAUGAGCUAAAAUCGAUACUAACUGAAAGUUCCUCACAGGAGCUUUAAAUCAAGGGGAGUUGAUCUAUAAUUAUGGUAGGAUAAAAAUUUAAUUAAGUUAUUUUUAUUUUGUCGGAGUGAAUCAGCAAUUAAGGAAGCUACAACAGAAACUUUUGUAAUUAUCUCGAGCAAUCAGAUACUCUUUCUCUUUGCCGUCGUGACUCAUUGUUAUGCCAGGGGCGACGCUAAAAAUGUAAGAAAAGUAAUCAUGUUUUUGUUCGUCAUAAGUUACUUCUCAAACAAAGAAUAGUCUGAAUUCAAACUCUUGAUGUGCCUUUAAGCUGUCUCAACAAAGCCACACACCAUGAGUAUGUAAUGGCUCAACAUGUUUGUGUAAUGUCCUCAUGUCUCAUUUAUUUCUCCCUCCUUUCCCACAUGAUGUAUGAUGUUUUUCUACGGUGUCAUCUCACGUCAGGAGCCUUUGCUGUUAAUACCUUCUGCUGAUCAUGUUACAACACUUUAAUAGACCAGCUUCUGAACUUUUAUGAACCUUUUCUUUUCCUCCCUGAACUUCUCCUCUGGGAAUUCUUGCCUUCAGACCACCACUUACAUUCAUUUCCCUCUAAUUCGUCUCCUUACACACCGAUGUUUUCUUUGCCAUGAGAUCCUGCGGGAUAAUAGAAGUUUCACUGCUGUGAGUGUGAGUAGACAAGGAAAAACCUCGACUCAUUCUUAGUCUCUUCUGGUUGCCAUCUCACUCAGGUUUAUUAAAAACACCUCUGCUAGCCUUUACACAGUGUUUACUUUCACUGUACAGUUAUAAUCCAUAAAACGCAUCUAUAUGUAGCAUAUUCUGUCAUGUUUGUCCAACCUCUUGUUCACUUUAUUUUCUAAGAGUUGUCGAGUGUAAAUCCUACUUCUAUACUAUAAAUUUUAGAUAAUGGCUGAUAUUUCUGUCAGUACUACAUUAAUCCAAACAUCAUGACAGAAAUUAUAUUUAAGACUUGCCAUUAAGUGUUUCAGAUUUAAUAUGCUGUUAUUGUUGUUUUUAUUCAAAAAGAUAAUGGUGAUGUUGACCUUGUAAGGGCCAAUAUCGAUAUGAUGCAGAUUUUGUAAAAAUGUGAGGAAUCUGCCAAUAGAUUAAUCGUCCUUGCUCUAAUUUUAAAGUAAGAAAUGUACUGAAAGUGUUUGAUUGAUCAAAGUCCAAUUUUUUUUAUUCUAAAGAUGAGCGUCUCAUCAACCUUAAAGGGAUAUUCCGGCGUAAAUUUAAGUUAGGGUCUAACACACCAUAACAUCGAGUUAGACACCCACUCGAGAGAUGAACGUUGCUGACUGCUUGCUUCUCUAGUUAUACCAACUUUAGUAAUGGCCGCAUGAUAGCAAUACACAGCGUUCUAUAUCUCCACGAUCAAACCUCAACCAAAAAGCCACUCUAUAGCCACAAAUAAUGCUCAGAACAGCACCUAACUUCAUCAACAGUACAUAUUGGGUCCCAGCCAUAACUAGCCAUUAAACAUCUUUUUAGCUUUGCCUGAUUUCUUUAGCCAAGAGACUUAAAACAACUCACCCACUCUCCUCCAGCAGCCGCUUGUUUGUGGGGGAGCCCUGACUAGUCGAUCACUAAGUGCAGUGGAAUUUCGCAGCUCAAGGAAGAAAAUUUAUGAUCAUUACUUCAUGGAAAUGCAAUCAGAGUUCUCGUGUAACUUGCACUAACGUGCACUGCAGACACGGUAGUUCUUCUGCCUUAGAUUGUAUUUCCAUGAAGUAAUAAUCAUAAAUUUUCCACUGACUCAGUGUUACGGUGUGUUUGAACAUAACCUUAAAUUUUACCUUAAUUUGACCUUUAAUUUACACUGGAUUAUCCCUUUAAUGCACUCAUUAGUCUGGAUCUUUUUGUCCAGCGAGAGCUUACGCAACUUUGAACUCCACUGUAUGUUGACACAGUCAAGAAAAGCACUGCUGUUGGAUUAACUUUGUAUAAUGUGGGGAAAGAUGUCCAGAACAUCUGCGGUCAACCUGACAUCACUGUCUCCCUCACCAUAAUACUAUACCAUCCAUAAACUGCACCAGUGGAUUGUUGAUUGACAGAAAGAUUGUCCUCAGCAGAUGCUUCAUAUUUUCAGGCACAUCAGAGGUCAGCAAGCGCUCCACACUCAUCAGUUCAGGCGUCAGGAUGGUAUUGUGUAGUUUUCCAAAGGAAAGAUCACAGGAAGAGAUCAUGAUUACAGCCAUCGGAGAGGAAACACUGAGAAUCCAGCUCAAAUAUAAUUAUUGCAAACACACACAGAUGUGUGCACCAGCAAGCCUACCGUUUAAUUUUAGAUCCCCCUCAGCAUUUUGAUUUAAUGUAACCAUGUAACCAUCUGUAGUUAGAUCAAGGACAGCGCUUUUAUAAGUUUCUCUUGUCCACAAAAACUGAGUCAACAGAAGACACAAUGACGUUUUUUUUUUUUUCACAUCACUGGCUCCAUACAAAAGUGUCCCAUUGUACAUUCUGUCUCAUAACUCUAUUUAGCGCUGAGUUGAGUCAGAAAAAGGUCAGAGAAGUGAUUUGGUGUUCCUGCUUGUCUGUUAUGUCAGCUCACACUUCAUUUACUCACAUUCUCACAGUUCUUUUUUUUUCACUCUUUGACUCUGAACAAUGGACAUACAUGGAUAUCACAGUGUUGCAAAACCUCUAAACUUGGCUACCGUUUGGAUCAAAAAAAGAGGGUGACAUAUGGGCUCUGUUUUUGUUGGGUGCUGAAAAGGUUAUUGUUUGUGUUGCUAUUCAUAAGUACUUUGUGGAAAAAAGGCAGCUACAUUCUGCUUUUAAGUUUUGUGUUACUUUGUGAAUGUGUAUGCAGUGUACUGCUGUUUCCCUCAUGGUUUUUAACAAGGCAGAUUAGUCUCCCAUAACAGAGAAUGGGAGACACAGGGAGAACUGUGAGGCAGAUCUAAUGUUUUCAUGCAUGUUGCUACCAGAGGAAGAGGCGUAGCUCUGGAAUCAGUUAAACCUGUUGAUAAACCAGUUUAUAAUAACCUGAAAUUAUGUAUUUAAAGGAAUCUAUUGCAUGAUAGGAAACAUUGGAAAGGUUCAGAGUCAGAGUUAAGUUGCAAAUGCGAGUCACUUAGAUUUCUAUGAUCAAACUAGAUGUUGAGUUUGAUGUGGACCCUUGUAAUGCCACCUGCCUGUUAGCUUAGCAUACAGACGUAAUAAGAACAAACAGGCUUAUUGGCUGACUCUUUGUCAAUGGUGACAAAACUUGACUACCAGCACCUGUGACGCUAUUCAACACAUUAAAUUUUGCAAGUUGUACCAGAUAUUCACACAAACACAUAACUGUCAAAAGGUUUAUUUGACUUUCAGUGUUCUUAACUUCUGUCCAAGGAGAGCAGAUCUGUUGAUAAUGACUGUCCCGAUAUGAGCGACUAACAGGGCAACCAUCAAAACCAUCAGGAAGUUACUGUUCCCAAACAAUCUAACAACCUAUUGACUGUUUCAUAUUCAUUUUACUUGGUUUUGUUUGUAUAUUAAGCUAAGCUCAUUAUUGCUGCAGUCCAUAUUUAGUUUAAAGCAUCAGUGAGGGAUUUUUAUUUGGUCGUAAGAUAAGAUAAGAUAACAUAAGAUAAGAUAAUAUAAGAUUAGAAGAAGUUUAUGUAUCCUACAGGGGAAAUUCGAUUCAUUAGACAUACUGAAGCUAAUUUGACAACAAGAUUGACUGUUUCAAAACAAUUUUUCUUCUGGGGGUAUGAGAAAAUUUAUAACACAUUAAAGAAACAGACUUGGUUUGUAUUUCACACAGCAAACAUUGAUAUCAAGCUCUUCUGUUUGACGAUUUGAAUACAGCAGAAUCAGUCUGGAUCAGAGUAGGAACUGCUUUGUCCACAGGGGGUGCCAGAGACAACAAAAACCAACAACUCCAAAACUAGAAACCGUGUUUGCUAUUGUAAUGGUUGAUUCGUAGGAAAUUAAAAGACUAUUAAAUUUAAUUGUGUAGACUCAAAUGUUAUCAAGUAAAUGUAGGCAUAUUUCAUACUUUGAAUCUGACAUGUCUCCCAGCAAGCAAACGCCAACCUGAGAAAAAAUUGCAACAACACAGCAAUUUGAGAUUCAACCACAACUAAAGUUAAGGUCGCAUUAAAACGCACCUCCUCCAACAUACUUGCCAUAUGGCUUAAUCAUGUGAUGUCAGGGGAAAGGAGAGGAAAGGCAGAACAAACAGGGUGGUUCUCCCUCUGUGUGAGGGGCCACCACAGAAAUAACAUCCAGACAGCUUUCAUCCCUAAACACACACUCUCUUUAGUCAAACCCUAAAUCACACACAAGGCUUUUUUUCCCUAAUGAAGCCAGAUUACCAACUCAGUGGUUCAGUCUUGGUUCACUUUGUUCUGUGUGUUGAGCUUCAGGGCGUGGACGCUGAUCUGCUGCUAGUGUGAACUUUGUGGUCUCACUAAGCCAAUCCUGAUCCUUGUUUGCUCCAGGAUACCUUUCAUGUGUCAUGAGCAGAUGUCUCAGAUGUACGUAAAAGCUUACAUUGAAAUACAUAAUUACCACACCAAGCAAAAAGAGUCGAGUUUUAUCAUUCCUCUCUUUUUUUAAAAUGUUUUCCUCAUAAAUCCUGAAACACACCAAAAUGAUAAACUCAAGUUAUCAGUGGAAACAUAACGCUCUACCAGAUGAGGUUUUGGGUGUAAUGACCUCCGCCUGGCUUCUUUUAAGUGACUUUUGAAUGAAUGGCUGAGCCGGUCCUGCGAGUCGACUCUGGUUGUGUCACAGCAGAGGCCUGGGAAUGAUGAAUGAAGGUUCAGAUGACAGCUUGCCCCGGUUUACAGGACUAUCUCUCUCCCUUCUUGCUCUGCCCUGUAGCUUCUGUAUUUUAAUGCUCCCCAGAUGGGAUUGACGUCGCUGUGACAGGCAGUGACGCAGGCAGGGUGUCGGGUAUCAGGGCCACUGACAGGUUGCCAUCAAUCACACCUCUUACCAGCUAACCACUUAAGUAAUAAAUGCUGUAACACACCUCUCUGAGCAUUUUUGUAGUAGUAGUUGUUGUUGUUAGUGGCUUUAUGAUGCAUAGGAAUGUCGAUUCUGGUUUGGUCCUCAGACUAGGGAACGUAAUCAGGUGUGUGUGUGUAGGUGCAUGUGUUGAGGCCUUUGUUCAGGUAAAAAUGCAGCUGAGUGUGUGACAGCACUUAUUAAAUUAGGAUCUGUUUAACCUUAAAGCUGAAAAGGAGUGGUAUGUGUUGAAACUUUAUAGGUAUAUUUUACAAAAAAAAAUAAAACCUAGUAGAUCAAUCAAAUGUCAGUAUUGUGAUUCUUUUUAAUAUACAGAGAGUUUAAGAUGUGUCUGAAUUUUAAUGUUCAGCCUUUUUCAAAGAUGAAUCAUAAGCCUCGUAUAAAGAUGCAACACAAUUUUCUUUUAUUAAUGGCAAAUCAGUGACCUACUGCGUCUGUCAUAAAGUCAAAAAAGUGUGAUAAAUUCACAUCAAGUUUUUUUUUCUUUAAGUUGUUUUGAAUUUAACGACAUUUUUUCUGUUGUCAAAGGUGUUAAAAACCAAAAAAUAUCUAAGCAUACAAAGAGCCAGAGCCACCAUACGUACUGCUCUUUCUCCAUAGAUAUAUAUAUUACCACCUAAGUCACUUAUUUUCUGACAUCAAAACUUAUGACAGUUAAUUCUUCACGUCUGAUCAUCUUCUUUUACAGCUUCACAAAAAUGCCUCUAUUGUCUACAUUUAAAAACCUGGAUUGACCAGCUCUUGUACUCCCAUUAUCAUCCAGAAGAGGGACUCUGAUCAUAGACUGACUCUUUUGACAGCAACUACAACACACAUCAUUAAUCAUUCACUUACAAGCUAAGCAGCUAUAUUAUUAACAUCAAACACUCCAAUUAAUGGGAUUAUAUCAGAAAAGCCUAAUUUUUAAUAAUUACUUUCAUCACUCUGGGCAGAGGCUGAGAUAGAAGUUUGAAGUUUGAUUUUGUUAGGAUCAAUAAUUUGUCCCCCUUCAAAACCACAAAAACCACAUAUCACAGACAAAAUACAUUCAGGGAAUCAAUAAAUUAAGAAGAAAACAAUAAAAUAAGUAAACCCACAGGAAAGGGGCAGGCUAAAGCCAAAUCAUAUUCUGCCCAUGUUUUUCAGAUUGCGUAUUUAUUUAUACCCAUGGGCUACCCUGUAACUGCUUUGUUAGGGUUCAUCAUUAUGAACAAUCUUCAUUGUUUUCUCCACAGCUGUUCCAAAAAGUUUACCCUUAGACAGAUAUAGAUCUCUGCUUUAUAUACCUUCUCUUUGUUAAAUAGAAGGACAUAUAGAGAAGAGGGUGUAAGGGCAGGAGAGAAGAGGUGAAAGUGGGUGUAACUGGCUGGUAUGUGAAAGACACAAAGACAAUGGCAUUGUAUUUGAAGACCAGCUGUCAGUGCUUCUGUAGGAGCUUCCUGUCCGGAUAGUGUGUUACGUGAGUCUGAUCACUGACCUUUGACCUCUUGAAAACACAAAAAGCCUAAGUUGAUAUAAUAGGUACAGAAUUUGUAAAGCAUAGAGCUGUUUAGUUUCACAAUUAAAGCACGAUCCACCACUAACUCUGCAGAAAUCACAUAUAAACACACAUGUACCUUACAAGAAAAGGAAUUUAGUCACUAAGGAAAUAAAACUUUCCCCUCUGAAACCUAUUAUAGUUGAAGAUCUAGUUAUUUGUAAUUCAGCUGCUGUUUUGAGUCUCAUAAUAGUCUCAUACAGUGUAAAAUUCCUGUGGGUUUAUUAUCAAGAAAUUCAAGGAAAAUACACCAACAACAAAACACAAAUACUUCCCCCAAAUUUGAUGAGCACCCCCCCCAAAAAGAAUACAAAAUGCACCUUUUUAACACAAAAUAUUCAUUGUAAAAUCACUGGCUCAUUUUGUUGGCUAUUCGGAGCCCGAUUUUUUGUUACCUAGGCAACCACUAUUUCUUCCAGGCUGUGUGUGAACUGAUGUCUGUCUGUCUGUUUCAUAUAAACCUGCAGGAUUUCAUUGAGGUUUUCCUAGUCUGCAUCAUGUUAAGUACACGUGUUGCUGUGCAGAGUAUGCAAAGAUUCGAUACCAUUCAGUGUCUCUGCUUUUUGAGGAAAAGGUAAAUAGUUCAGUGUCGUGUGUAAGUCAGGACUGAGUGUUCACUCCCCCGAGGAAGACCAAAGAGAAAUGAAAGUGAAAAAGCAGCGGGAGAAAGGCGUGGGUGAUAUUUUUGAUCUGUGUUCUAAAUUUAGCUCAGCGUUGGCUUCAAAUAGAAACUUGCCCAUGCAUAUUCAUGAAUGGAGGGAAGAAUCUGCUGCUCUGCGAUGCAGAGAGCAAAGCGACAGCAGGGAGGGAGGGAGGGAAGGCUCAGUAUUCUACCUGAAACUCUAUUUUUAGCCGCAGUGCUGCCUCUCUUGGUCUAUUCCCUGUGCAAGGGAAGGCUAUAUUUAGCUGCAUACAGGCAGAAGCGUGAUUCAGAUACAAAAAUAGAAGCAAGUUUAUGGUCUGGGUGUGCGGGACCACAGCCAGGGGUGCAGCAUCUUAAAGAGGACAGCACGAAAAGAUGAAGACAAACAGGAAACAUGCAGAGUGUUUGAAGCUUCGAGCUACAUGUGUACCUGUAGCAACUGAGAGAGAUAUGUGUGUGCUCACUGAUCAAAACCAUUCACGUGAUAGGUGUGUAAGGUGGCACGUUGCACUGCUGCAGCAUUUUGAAGGCAACAUUUGCACACCUAAAACAGCUUUCAUUCCUCAUUUUUCUCUGUCAGGGUUAUGGUAAAUCCUUAAACCACCUUUAAAUACACAUUUGAAAGGCAUGCAAUGAAUCGAGCUCAGUCAGUGCUUCCACAGUUAUGACUUAGAACAAGCUGUACUCUCUUUGAAAUUAAAGUGACCCUCUCUCUUUCUUUGCCCUAUUUUACCCCUCGCUCCGCUGUCUUCCCGCUCUCCCUCUGACUUCUCUACACGUCUAUGUAUAGUGCAGUCAGUGUCUGAAGCUGUCACAUGAAUGGAGGGAUGGGGGCUUCUGUUCUGCUGCUGUUACGUAACAGCCAGUAACACACCAACAUCUUGUCCUCACGCAGCAUCCUAGGAGUAUAUGAGGGGAGGAGGGAAAAGGAUGGGGAGGGGGAGCGAGAUGAGGAGUAAAAAAAGGAAUGAAUGAGAUGUUUGCACUCUGCAGCUAGUGAAUACCUACUAUAAGAGAACUGCAGAAAGCUGCAAGGGCAAUUAGAGCUGUGUUUAAUAUUUGUUGUACCAUGACUAAAAGCAUGGCAAUGUUAGUGCACUAACAAGAUGUGGAUUGAUUUGCACAAAAUGAUGUGCAAUAUCUGUUUUUAUUCACUUAUCUUUCUUUCACUGCAGCUAUGAGGUUGACAUUCAUGUUUUCGAAGUGAAUACCACCACAAUUAUGAAAGAAAUUAACAUGAGAAGUGGGUAAAACAUCCAUGUUUCCUUUUUGCACAAACUCAAUGAUCGUAUAUACAUUGUUAAACCCUUCAGGAGGUCACUUUGGCUGUGCUCUUGAAAUGAAUUCUGGAGACUACUAUACAUAAAGAGCAUGCAGCGAUAUGAUCUAAUCUUGAGUCUGCAUCUAAGAAACAUUCAUAGUCCCAGAUUUUGAACCACAGUUACUUUUAAUGGUCAUCUGGUUAAUCUGUUUAGCACUCCAAUAAAGUCGACAGUUGUGCUUUUACUUAAAAUUUUGAAGACCAGAGGUUAUCACUUGUCCCCAACACAUGCAAAUACACAAACACACAAAAUUAACAUUAGGCCAAUUGUUGCUCUUAAAGAACAGAACAGCCUGAUCUAUCUUUGUAUAGACUGUUACGAUUUUGGCUUGAGUCAUACUGCCAGAGUUAUUUGAUACUGCGUCAAGCCUCCAUUGAUGUAUGGGUGGCUUGGAUUAUUUCCCACUCUUAUCAUUAUUCAUCGUUCUUAGGGUCAGUCUUUAUUUUUUAUUCUUUAUUUGUAUAGCCUUAAUUCAUAACAAAUGUGAUCUUAAGACACAUAACAAAAAGAGCAAGACUAGACAAUACUCCUUGAUUUUAUUAUUCAUUAAAACCAGUGCUGGGACUAGAUAAGAGUCUAUCGUGUCUUGAUCCACCAUGAACAGAGCACACUUCAGAGAGAUGGAGAAAAAGACAGGCAACAACCAUGAAAGCGUCACGAAGAGCUUUGUAGGCCAGAAGAAUGAUUAUAUUAGCUAAUACAAGAGAGAUGUGUCCUCUGUUCCUGGUUCUUGUCAGUAUUCAAGUCGCAGCAUUUUGACCCAGUUGAAAAGUCUUUAUAGACCUUUUUAAUAAGGAAACAUCAUAAAAGGGAAUUACUAUGAUCCAAUCUAGAGGUUACACAGACACAGAUAAGUUUUUCUGCAUCAUUUUAAGGAAGGAUUUGUCUUUGCAGUAUUUUGAAGGUGAAAGAAGGUUGUCCUUGAAAACUUGUUGUAUGUAGAAGUUGAAAGACAUGUCCUAAUCAUAGAGAACUUCCAGAUUCCCAACAGCAGUCCAGGGUAGCUAUUUAGAGCAGUUUUCUAGAGUUCUGGGGAAGGAUUAAGCAGCAUAUUUUCUGGUAGUCUAGGUCUUUCUGUUUUUAAGGCAUGCUUCUAGUUUUGUUUGCUGGCUGGUUUCUUGCAUUGAUAGGUAUAACAGAGUGUCAUCUGCAUAACAGUGAAAGAGCACAAAGUGUUUUCUCUUGAUAUUACCCACUGGAUGCAUGUAUAAAGUGAAAAGAAACGGUCUGAGUACUGACCCAUGUGGGACUCCAUGACUGACCUUGGAGUGCACAAAGCAUUCUUGGUUUGUAUGUACAAACUAAGAUCUAUCUAAUAAAUAACCGAGCUAACAGCAGUUCCUAUAAGGUCAAUUGAUUAGCUUAGUGUCUGUAACAGGUCGUGAUGGUCAGUCACCCUUAAUGCUGCACCAAGAUCUAACAAGACAAGGACAGGGAGCAAAGCACUGUCUGAUGCCAUCAGUAGAUCACUCAACAAACAUCUCCAGUUUUUAAACUUUUGCAUCCAUAACUCCAGCCUUUAUCUGCGUUUGGCUUUUUUUUUUAAUUAUGUUGUUUCCAUACCAUAUGUAUUAAAAAUAUAAGAUGUGUGCUCGAGCAUCUUAGCCCCCUCCUGAAUCUUCCAUGUUUAACUAAUACUUGAUUUGCUAAAGUGUGGAUUUCUACUCUGGAUCUCCUCAGACUGUUUAGAAAUGGAGUCAUGUUGCCAAACAGAGCAGAAGCUGACAGAGCCUCCCCGGGUUCGCAUGUCAGCAGAGGGGCUGUGGGAAAAUAGAGAUGUGGAUCAAGGCUGAAACGUGCCCAGACUGCAAAAAGACGCCCUUCCAUGCUGUUGUUUGCUGUUUUUCUAUUCAUAGUCGAAUCCUGUUUGAUCAGGAGAAACUCCUUCUCACCUGCACGCUCAUCUAUUUAUAGACUCACACUCACAUGACCCCAAGUCAAUACUAUGAAGCUAAUUUUAUACCUGCUGUUCACUCACAGUCCUUCAGCACACAGACCUCCUCCGCACACACACUCUUGUUCCUCACCUGCAUGACAUUAGCCUCCUGGGCUUCACACCUUUAAUGAAGGGCUCAUCAUGUAAUCCAUGUUGAUACAGUUUUUCUCGAGAACACCAUGUACAAAUAGACGGGCUGAAAGUGGUUAUAACUUUCAGGGUCCCCAUUGUUCUCGAUCUACUUUAGAGGCUGCAUAUGGAAUAUUUGUGAUGUUAUCUACUCUUGUUAUGUUUUCGACUUUAUGUGAAUGGCUCGGUGGUUCUUAACAGUCUGCUUUCGUUUGUGGCGGGAGGUUCAUUAACACAGAGAGAUCAAUUUAGAAGCAAUUCACAGUCUGUAGCUAUAAACACCCUCUCGUUGUGCUGAGUUAAAUGCACUUUGUGAAUUAUCUCAGUGUUUUCUCAUAUAUUUCACUCCGUCACCCUCCUAAAUUUGUCUUUUUUAGCCCUUAUUUUCCAUUGUUACUUCAAUAAUAAGGACUACACUUCCCUCUAAAUUACACAACUUCCUGUGAAAGAGUUAUAAACAGCUAAAUUGUGCUACAAAGUGAUGAAAGCUUGUGAUAUUUUUACUUCGGGACCAUUGUGUGAUAUGUUCUGUAUCUCUUUCUUAUUGUUAAUCAAGCAGCUACACUUUUACAACUGGAGUAUGUCUUUAAUAGGGAUUUUUAAACUGUUUAUCUACUGAGAGUCCAUAUUCAAUUAGACAGAGUGGCCCCUAGCCGUGUACGUUCAUCUGGAGUCUAUAAAUCCGGCCUCCAUUGAUCUAUUUAUCUCUCAUUAUCACCAUCAUGAUGUUUGCUCUUCUCUCAGAAACUAAUUUGCGUAAAAGACACCACAGUGGCGGCUUGAGGAUGCCCGAAGCAAUAGAUGAGCUUUUUAUGAAUACACCCAGAGACAUAGAUAUAUUAAAUACAAGAUAAGAUGCCUCCUGAUUUAUGCGUGUACAGAUCAAUGUUGAAGUUAAUGGAGGCUUUGUGGGAUUUGCGGUUUAUUGGGAAGACAAUGACUUGAAAGUAGUUUAACAAUAGCAAAUCUAAUAAUAAGAAGUGGGUCUCCAUGUUGGAUGAAUCAGUGCUCUCUUCAUUUCUUCUCCUGUGCUUCAGACUAAGUCCUUCUGGUUUCCUUAUUAUGAAUUAAAUAUUUCUGAAUAUUUCUUUUGGACUAAUGAUCUCACUCUUCCCCUCUGUCUCUUUCUAUUUUUUUCUCUUUCUGUGUCUCCUCUCAGUUUUGAUGUGGAGAAUGGAUUGUCCGUGGGACGCAGCCCCCUGGACCCUCAGGCCAGUCCUGGCUCUGGUCUGGUCUUACAAGCUAACUUCCCUCACAGUCAGCGGCGGGAAUCCUUCCUGUAUCGCUCCGACUCUGAGUUUGACCUUUCACCCAAAGGUCCCUCCAGAAACUCCUCCGGUGCCAGUGACCUGUAAGUUGACUGAAACCUCUUUUUGAUCACCAUCACAUUACUUCACUGGUUUGAUUUUGUAGAGAAGUUGGGUUAUAAGAAGAAAGAAAAUACAUGUUUUCUUCAAUUAUUCACAGUCAAGACAAUUCGUCCUCGUACAUUACAUCCCUCAAAAAAGUCCAGCAUCUCUUAUUGGUUCCUCAUCUAUCCAUCCAUCUAUCCAAGUAAACUUCUAUUUGAUAGUCAAACAAAGAAGAUAUUGAAAAAAAACUCAUAGGCUGUGCGUUUCCAAAGUCCCUGAUCAAAUUAACAGUCUCUACAGCCCAACAUUUGUAGAACAAGCAGUUUUUACUGUCGCACUUGAAUGCAUGUCACACCUGCUGGUCUGGAAUUUUAAAGUACUUAGGCACCUGUAUAAAAGGACGUUUUUACUUUGAGUUUAUUUCUCCUCAUGCUCUGCCUUUGUCCUAAAUACCCCUAAAAAGUCUCUUGUUAUGUGGAAAAGCCUCCAAGUUUUUAACGUCAGCAGUCAGAGACUUCCUUAUCAACUCUCGCCUGUCUGUUUUUAAAGGGAAGAAAGCUUGAAGCACUGGGAGGUCAACUGGUUGUCAUCUCGGUGAGAAGAUCAUGAUCGAAGAAUCAAAUAAAAACACUGACUCUGUCCCUUUGAAGCCCACCCUCCCAUUCCUUUUGGGUUUUUUUCCUUCAGACGCACCCUUUCCCCUUCUUACAGAUUUUACUUAAUAUUAGACACUUCACCAGUGACCCUCCCUCAAACCCCUCCCCUUAAAACACCCACAUCUGUUUUGUUUGUUCUUGCAUGUGACAUCCGAACCGCGAUAACCAAGUUCUUGUUACGCACUUGUUACAGUUUACACUCAUGUCAUCCACCCUUUCACUCACCACGACCCACUCCUUCACCAACCUUCUUAUGUGCAGUGCAUGACAUCAAAUAUUUAUUCUUUGAUUAUUGAAUUGGGAAGAAAGAUGUCAAAGAUAGUGAUGAUUGAAUAUAUCAGACACAAGAAUGUGAUUCCUAAUUUUGUCAUGUGGAUGUUUGGUUGUUCAGACAUUGUUUGAUGAAAGCCUCAGGGCAAAGUGCAGUUUGGUUUGUAUUUUAUUACUCUUAACAAAGUUGUUUACUCUGAAUCAGUUUCUCCUUCAAAUGUAGGGGCUUCUACGUAGAUCGUGAAUCUUGUGUUUUAAGCUUUUCCUUCAUGUUUAUUCUGUCCUGUUACACAGACACACAGAAGACAUGAUAGUCACUCCAUUUGCACAGGUAAGUCCUUUAAAAACUUUUAAAGUUAUUUUGUUGAUGCAUUUUUAAAAUUGCCUUGUGGUUAAAUCAAUAGAUAAUAAAUUGAAUUUGCAGCAGACACUUGGAGCCAUAAAAGCAUAUAUUGAACACCAUAUGGUAGGAAACUGGGAUACACUGCCUCAUCAGAAUAGCCCCAUGGCGUUAUGUUGGCCCAGUGACAAUAUGAGGCAUUCCACCGGUGAUGCCCCUCUCUUGCGUUGGAUGUGCGUCACACUUGUGCUCACUUUACAGAGCAAAAGUAGUGGUGAAUCCAAUACUGCUGGUUCAUGCUGUCUAAAUUCGCAUGCAGUAGCUGAUAAGGCCGCUACAUGGGUCAGGCUUGGACACAGGAUACUCUGCAGGCUCCCCCUGUGUGCAGUGUCAGUGUUUGGCCACAGAUAAAGUGACAGACAUGACAUAGAAGGGUGUCAGUGAUGCCAUCAAAACAUCAGACAGGCGAGACAGGGGAAUGCCACAGCGUAGCACUUGAGUAUGGAGGACGAAGGCCACAGUGUUUGGUUUCAAAGCCACGUCGGCACUUGAUCUAGUUCAAGAUGCAUUAAGUGAAGGCAUAUGUAUGUACUUAUAGCAUUAAAUGAAAGGACAUGUGUGCAAAUAUUACAUAAGUCAUAUUUUAUGGUCCUGUACAUUCAGUUUCUUCUUCUCACCUUAUAGGUCCUCGCCAGUCUGAGGACAGUCCGAAGUAACUUUGCUGUCAUAACCAACCAGCAAGAUCGCGCAGCCAGCAAGUAUGUUUUUAGAAAAUUUCACCAAGCACCUGACUGUUUUAAUCAUCAUGUUCACUCAGUAUUAGCUCUGUUUACUGACUGUGGAUGGUUUUCUUAUUCACAGGACACGAUCCUCAGGCAGUAACCCACCAUCCAUGUGCAAGACCAGCCUGGCAGGUUGGUCCUUUUAUUAGAGCGGGCUAUUUAAUAAUCGAUAUUCCAUUAUCAUCAUUGACCCUGCUCACAAAGGAAGAGAGGCAGCAAGGACAUUAUCGUGAUUAGAGCUGUGAACUGUAUAAUCUGGGUUACUGGUAACAUGCCACAGCAGUGAAUAAGGAAAUGACGUCAGUCACAAACACACAAAGUCUAUUAGAGGGAUACACAUCUGAAAAGCUGUGUGCUUGUGAGUGUUGUUUGUCCACAGAGCAACAAAUGCUGCAUGUGCACACAAGAUCCAUGCUGAUUAAACAAUGUAGUCUACAGGUAAACAGGAUGAGUUCAAUGGAGGGUUUUAUCAAUGAAAGGUACAAUAAAAAGUCAAAGCAACAACAGAUGAUAAACAAACAUUUAAAGGUAGUUUCUAAAUGAAGUUUUUGUCCUGAAAUCAUUAAGGGCCUGUGUCCACUAAUCAGGUUUUUCACAAGUGUUUACAAAGGACCUCCAAUUCAGACACCCCUGAUUGGUGUAACUGUUGCUAGGAUACAAAAGUUGUCUAGCUUCAGCUCUGCUUCCCAUGUGAGGGACCGAAAUAUCUGUAAUAUGUUCUGUGUGCUUGAUUUGCUUUAUAUUUUCAUUUUCAUAGGGAAUCUUACAGAAAAGUAAAUACACUGAACAGAAAUGGCAUCAUGGCAUUUAUAACAGCUCUAGACCUGAAAACGUGACUGUUAAAAGAAGUACCCAGAUUAAUUUCUUCUCUGCAGUUGUUAUCCCACCCUUUUUUGAUCCUGAUCUGUCGUUGAAGAAAAGGUGACAUUUAAACUAUCCAGGGGUGCAUUAAAAAUUCAACCAUUUCAAAGUGAAAUACGGUGACAUAGAACAGCUGAUUCUGAGGCUGUUUUUCUGUGCUUGGGCCACUGAGCACUAAAAUGACUAAACUGAAUUGGUUUUAUUUCACAAAAAGUUAAAGCUACCAGUGCAAACAAAAUAAUAAAUAAAUAUUUGGUGGACACCAGGCCUUGAACAUCCACAUGUCUCUUGAAAGAUAAGGGAAAAUGAAUGAAUAUAGCCAAGUAAAAUAACAUAUUGAAAAUAAUGCAAAGGAUUCAAGGAUUUAAGGAACUUUAUAUGUCAUAUCCUACACCUUUGACAGUCUGUGGUACAAAAUUAGUACCCAGGUCCAUUUCCAAGCCAAGAAUAAAGUACAAUACAAUAAAUAAAAUAUAGUUCAAUAGAUAAAAUACGAUAACAAAAAGCAAAAUGUAAACAGAUUAAAGUAAGCCUGAAAUUAGCUUAAAUUCUUUUUACAUUUUGCUCUUUGUUGCUCUUAGAAAAGGUUAUUCACAAAACCAAAGUUAGUUUGGAUGAAAAGCCAAUGAGCAACUCACUUUCUGUCUGUCUUUGUGCUGCUUAGCUCGUCUGGGUUUGUUUUUAGGAAAGGAGUCAUGGAGAGAGUUGGGGCAGGCUUUUGUGUUAUUGGGGAAGUAGCUCAGUCAGGUGUGGCAUGAUGUGGGGUGCAGAGAUGCUGGUGGAAUGAGGAGCUCUGAUUUAACACAUCAUUCAUGCUUGGUCACGUGUCAGUCUCACAACUUCAGAAUAAUUAAAAUGUAGAAUCUAUUGUCACAAAUGUCAAACAAAUAAAAUAAUCUAAGUUUUAUAAUGCAAAAAGUUACAUUCUGUCACAGAUAAGAUCUUGUUGUUCUCAGAUAUCAUUAUCAUUUCUUUCCAAUACCUUUUUAAGCUUUAAUAGAGAGCCACUUUUCCUAUCAAUUUAAGUCCAUCCCAUAAUCCCUUGUUGUGUUUGUCCGAUGCAGAGGAGCCACACCAGCAGCUGGCCAUAGAGACUCUGGAUGAGCUGGACUGGUGUCUGGAACAACUGGAGACUCUGAAAACUCGACACUCUGUCAGCGAGAUGGCCUCCAAUAAGGUACUCAAACACCAAACACUGGACCAACCCAUCAUCAGCUUGAUUCACUUUACAUACACACCAGAUAAAAACCUCACACUGCCACAUGGGUCAUUAAGUCUGGUCAGGUCGUGUGCAAGGUUGCAGUGCAGUCCCUCAGAUCUGCGCUGUGAUUCACCCCUCUGAAGGAUUUCUAUGAGUCAUGUCAUUAGUCAUUUUCUUAUGAGUCUUGUUGCUAUUUUCAUGGUAGUUAAACAGCUUGAACAGAAUAUAUUAAAUGACCCUGAAGUUAUCAAGGUUGAAUUCCAGUCUGAAGGUAUUUUGAAACUGAAAUGGUUAAUUUUGUUGUGUCAGAGCACAAACCGCAAAUCCUCGUGUAGCUCCUGAUUGUUGAAAUAUCUAAAAAUAUACUGCAGUCCCUUCCGCUAUUAUUAUUCUCACUGCGACUGCUGGUUUUGAUGUGACCUGAAUGACCCCAAAUCAGUAAUCAAAUUCAUCAAAUAAGGAGGUGUUAGCUUUAUGAAGAUAAAAUAGCUCAGCAGGUUAUUAAUAGAAAAGAUCAUGUAGCAAUACCGAAGAGCUUCGUAUCAUUUUCAUCAGUUUUAUCCCUGUGAACAUGUAUGUCUGCAGCUAAGCUAUCACCGAUCCAAAAGCUUCAAAAUGCAGAGAAUCCAUCACUGCAGUGUGAAAAAGAUCUGUCAUCCAUCAGCACUGUGGAGGAUUUUUACUCCAUGAAUGAGCGGGAUGUUUCAUGCAUGCAGAUAGAGACUAGACACACAGACUCUCCCUUCCCCCCGCUCAUGUGCAGAAAAAUGUGAAUGAGGUAGUGAGAGCUGAAGAUGAAACGGCAUCCCCCUCUCAACCACUCUUCCUCCCUGGAUCCCUCUCCUCUCCUCCUCCUCCUCCUCCUCCUCCUCCUCUCCUCAGACUGGAGCCAGUCGCUCAUGUGAUCCCAUGAUUAGACCGCCCACACACAACAUACACAUGCUCUUCAUAGUAACACACACGCACCUCACAUGUACACACCGUUUUCCUGCCAUCACAUACAUGUCAUUGCACUUCCUCUCAUAAAUUGCAUGCUUGAAUACAUAAACGGCUACACACACUCACGUGGCGGAGGUUUCGUGGGAGGCAGACAACCCCCCCCCACACACACACACACACACUCGCCCCCCCACCUCCCUUUCCGUUCCUGCAGAUCAGUCAAUGAGCAGCUUCAGUCAGUGGGGGAGAAUUAUUCAUGCUGGCACUUGGGAACAAAGGCAGGCACAUGGGAGGCCGAAGUGAAGACUGUUUCCACAUCACUGACAAACUUAUCGAACAGUUCGGCUUAAAGAAGAUCUUUAAUGACCCCUGAAAGUGUCUUUAAGGAAGACUGCAGUAUGGCAUAACUGAAACAUUGAGCCUGAAGCAACUCACUUUAGCUAAUUUAACCCCACUGGGAACCCUUAACAUCGCUGUUUACAGUCUCCAAUGCUGAUUUGAUUUUUGAGAAUUAUCUCCAUUGCUAAGGUUUUGAAAUUGUCGUGUCAUAUUCUCUAAUACAAGCUCUGCAUCAUGGUGCAACAGCUUUAGAAAAUCACCGAGUUUGGAGAAGAUAACAGCACAUUUUUGUGAAUCAGAAUGUGUUCAGGACUUCCAUUCAGCUCGAGCUCAUCUCCACACGUAAACAUGUUAUCUUCAGUAUGGAGGGACUGGAAGAUUUGAAUGUGAUUUGCAGUGAAAAUGUUAUCUUAUCCAUUCAUGAUCAUGUUUACGAUAACAGAGGAUGUCUCCUCAUAUUUGUGGUACGUUUUGUUCUGUUUUUAUUUUUGGCUACAUGAAUGAAAUCCCCCCCCCCCUCCCCCCACCCUCUAUCCAUUCAAAGCUUUUCCUUCAUAUCUUCUUCAAACUUGGUGCACAUGGUCUGUCCCACUACCUCCGCCUCCUAACACGCUCUGCUCCGCCUACUUUGUACAUCUCCCCGCCAAUGAGGGUCUGCUGCUCCUCCAUCCUCUGCUGCAGCAGGCGCCUGAUUGGCUGCUAUUCUUAGACAUUUUUUGGAAGGAGGCGGGGAUUCGAGUACCUCGUUCUCCCUGUGUUUACACACACAUACGGGAGCAGCCAGUAACUAAGUGAAUGAGGGAGAGUCAGGGGGAGCGAUGGAGUGCCUCGCAUCCUUGCAUCCCGCAGCACUCCAGCAUCUCGGCUCCUGUCUCCUCUCUUCUCUUGGACCUUUGAGCACUUCUUUCUUCCAUCUGUCCUACUCAUACUGAUCAGAGCACUUACCAGUGGACUGUCUGCUUGCAGUGGAUUUUCGCUCAGGCAAGCAGUAUAGGAGCACAAAGUGUCCCUGCUGUCUUCCCUUGGCAGGAGUCAGAGAACGACAAAAAAGCUCUCUCGUUUUUUUUUGCAAGGUUCUUUUUUUGCCCUCAUGCUUGACUUUGCGCUGAAAUGCCAGAAGUGAAUUAUCUCAUCACCGUGUCGUGGAUGUUCAUUCAGGUAAGGGGAGGCAAGGGAUGAGCGGGGUGGGAGGGGAUUAGACUGCUCGGGCUCACAUGUUGCUCGUUUUGUGAAUGAGUGUGACAGAGUGGACAACUGGUGUUUGAUGGUAGAUAGUCGGCUCUUUCUCUGUCUCUAGACAUUUUCUAUUGGAUUAGUUGAUUUUUGAACAGAUAAACACCAAACACAAGCAGAGUGUGCAGCGUGUGUUUGGCUGCAGGCUACAAUGUGUAAAAUCAGCCAUGCUUUCCCCCUCGUCCAAUCAGAAGCUGCAGCACUGUGUGACAUGAGACAGACACAUGUGAAGACUGUUGGUGGUGCGAUUUCUGCAUAUUUUGUGACCGAAAGAGUCCGAGCUUUCAUGAUUUUGCUGCAAGGUUAUUUGUGAAAUGAGUUGUGUUUGAUCAAACUCAUGAAUACUUGCAUGUGUGUGUGUUCUUCAGUUCAAGAGGAUGCUGAACCGAGAGCUCAGCCAGCUGUCAGAAACCAGCCGAUCAGGAAACCAGGUGUCUGAGUUCAUCUCCAGCACCUUCCUCGGUAAAACACCUUUGCUUUGUACAAUCAACAAGCUCCACGUGCAGAGAGUGUGCAGUGUUAAUGUUUCCCCCGUCUCCAUCUAACAGAGAAGCAACAUGACAUGGACAUCAUGUCACCCCCAACAAAGGACAAGGACAAGAAGAAGCGGCCCAUGUCCCAGAUCAGCGGUGUGAAGAAGGCCACCCACAGCCCCAGCCUUGCUCCGUCCAACAUCCCUCGCUUUGGGGUCAACACCAGCCAGGAGAGUCUCCUAUCAAGGGUAUGAGGACUAGUCGUAUUAAAAUUAGAUCUGAAUUGUUUUUUAAUACAUUCUGCAUGUGAAUGAACAUCAUUUUUUUUGUUGUCCACCUGCAGGAGAUGGAGGAUGUCAACAGAUGGGGUAUUGACAUCUUUAAAGUUGCUGAGUACUCUGGGAAUCGUCCUUUGACGGUCACGAUGUACACCAUCUUCCAGGUAAUCUUUGUUCUGCUUAAACUCAAACAGUCAGUGAUUGAAAGACUCUAAACAAGCAAACAAAGAAUUGAACUAGAGCAAAGAAUGACAGAUGUUGACCUUGGCUGACCUGGAUGUUUCUGCUUUGUAGGAAAGAGAUCUUCUGAAGUCCUUCAAAAUACCCACUGACACUUUCAUCACCUUCAUCAUGACUUUGGAGGACCAUUACCGUGCUGAUGUGGCCUAUCACAACAACAUCCAUGCUGCAGAUGUCGUCCAGUCAACACAUGUCUUACUCUCCACCCCUGCUCUGGAGGUAGACCAUCUCCCUAGUUGGUUUUUAGAGAGAAAAAAAAAGUUCAAACUCAAUCAUUGUAAAUCAAAACAACUGGAUUCCAUCAUGUUGACUGUUUCUGCUCUUUGUGUCAUCCCAGGCUGUAUUUACUGAUCUGGAGAUCCUCGCUGCUUUGUUUGCCAGCGCCAUCCAUGAUGUGGAUCACCCUGGAGUUUCCAAUCAGUUUCUCAUCAACACCAGUGAGUUUGCAUAGCUUCACAGGGAUAAUGCGAGUGUGCGUGUGUGGGUGCUGGGUGUGUUUAACUUUGCAGAUGAGGCGCCUGUAUGCGCUUGUCUGUGUAGAAUUGUGUUUCGCGUUUGCAGAGCCGAUUGUUAAGUUUUGCCUUAUUCUCCCAUCAGACUCAGAGCUGGCCCUGAUGUACAAUGACUCCUCUGUGCUGGAGAAUCACCACCUGGCUGUCGGCUUUAAACUCCUCCAGGACGAAAACUGUGACAUCUUUCAAAACCUCAGCAAAAAGCAGAGACAGUCGUUGAGAAAAAUGGUCAUUGAUAUGGUACGAGGAGCUCUCAAGACUGUAGAUGUAAUUCUGUCUGACUCAGAGACACAGCAGGGUAACACUGUGUUUUAUUUCCCAACCUACAGGUGUUGGCCACAGAUAUGUCAAAGCACAUGAACCUCUUAGCAGACCUGAAAACCAUGGUGGAAACCAAGAAAGUGACCAGCUUGGGAGUCCUGUUGCUAGACAACUACUCAGAUCGUAUACAGGUGAGACCACCGUCUUAUCUAUUCAGUAGAAGAAGUUUGUGGUUAACAGGAUCUUCAUUUUAAUGAAAGGUGUGUGUCUAAAUCUUUGCAAAAGAGCCCUGCAACCAAUUAACGCUGCUUCAGGUGAAAUACUUCAUACUAAUAAGACUACCUAUGAGUCACUGCCAGCCUGUUUAAAGCAGAAAAGGGGAAAACAACUCAAAAAGACAAACAUUAAUAAAGCAUUUUUUUGUUUUUGACAGCACAAAUUGUUCUGUGUCUCCACAGGUCCUCCAGAAUAUGGUGCACUGUGCAGACCUGAGCAACCCCACUAAGCCUCUGGAGCUGUACCGGGCCUGGACGGACCGCAUCAUGGUGGAGUUUUUCACCCAGGGAGACAGGGAGAGAGACAAAGGCAUGGAGAUCAGCCCCAUGUGUGACAAACAAAAUGCCUCAAUAGAGAAAAGCCAGGUACAGAGUCAAAGCUGCAGCUUCAAAUUCAUGAAAUCUGUCAUGAAUCUUUCAGUAAGUUUGGUGUUAAACGGUGUGCUCGCUUCUUGUUACAGGUGGGUUUCAUUGACUACAUUGUUCAUCCUCUGUGGGAGACCUGGGCAGACCUGGUCCAUCCAGAUGCUCAAGAAAUCUUGGACACACUGGAGGACAACAGAGAGUGGUACCAGAGCAUGAUCCCCCAUAGCCCCUCACCAAACCAGGGCCAGGAGGAUGAAGAGGGGGCCCUUGCUGGGGAAGCAUCAGCGGUCAGUGGGGGUAGUGCUUCCACCUCAACUGACAAGUUUCAGUUUGAGCUGACACUGGAAGAGGAGGGAGAGUCUGAGACUGACAGUCCACCUGAGGAAGAGGGAGGGCACAGUGGCAGCAGGGGGUCUGAGCACUCCGGGACUGAUUCUGGCAGCGUGUUCGAUGCUGCAACCCACCUGUCCAGCACAAAACUCUCCCCUGACUCAGACAGGACGUUUCCCUUAGACUCUGAGAAAGACAUAGAAGAAGACAUAGAAGAAGACAGAGAAACAGACGAGGAAGGCGUCUCUGAGGUGCCUCGCUUCAGAAUUGGCACAUAA
Molecule: messenger RNA, 46060 nt
Organism: Xyrichtys novacula (pearly razorfish)
Lineage: Eukaryota; Metazoa; Chordata; Actinopteri; Labriformes; Labridae
Source: the annotation of a GenBank genome assembly